Molecule: messenger RNA, 65198 nt
Organism: Drosophila ananassae
Lineage: Eukaryota; Metazoa; Arthropoda; Insecta; Diptera; Drosophilidae
Gene: Msp300
Product: nesprin-1
Exons: 31
Coding region: 653-63490 (20945 amino acids)
Biological process (GO): negative regulation of cell population proliferation; nuclear migration
Cellular component (GO): meiotic nuclear membrane microtubule tethering complex; cytoplasm; nuclear outer membrane
Molecular function (GO): actin filament binding
Source: RefSeq, a predicted model, not a curated record
GGAUGGCGGUGGGAGCUCAGCCAUUCAGUCAGUUAGUAUCGAACCGGCUUUCUACGACUGCGGAUUGGAAUCGCGGAGCGCCAGAACGCCUGAAUGCCUGAAUCGGCGGACAUAAUGUGAUAAAGUCGCCUGCCCACCAGGCAAAUGAAAAAAAGAACCCAACCAAACCCCAAAACUCAAUCCAAUUUGAAUCUUUGUUGUUCGGGGAGUAGUGAGAAUUGGACGAGUGUGUGCACAAAUCCAAAAUUUUUUACCUAACCGAGGCCCGUGAGAUAAUCUCAGGCUGGCUCAGGUCUCGACAUUAUAUUGUCUCGCCAUAAAACCCCAAAAAGCUGAAAGCUUCAGUGUUAAAUAUAAUCAAAGAGCAGCAGCGUGUUUCUGCUUUUAAACAAAUUAUAGUGGAAUUACGUGCCGAAAAAUAAACUGAAGGCCGUUCAAGGGUUGUUCGAAAAGGAAAAUUCGGCAGAAGCCUGGUGAAAAGUGUGUGUGUGUGUGUGUGUCAGCGGUGCGUGAGAAAAAUCAAUUCUGCAUUUGGGUGGAAAACGGGCGUGGAAAUCGGGCGUGCGAGAGGACAAAGGACGAACCGAACGGCAAACCCAUAACCGAUGACCAUUUGGCUUAACCAAGGGCAAUUAGCGAAACCAAUGCCAUCAUGGCUGAUAGCGGAGAUCCAGGAUCCAAGCCAGGGGAUCCAACAAUCAUAGAUGCCGGCGGAGGAGCCGAGGGUGGGCGUGGAGGUGGUGGCGAUGACGUACCACCUAUCCCAGCUGUUCGGCGGCGUCGUGCGCAUGAGCAGAAGUCCUCGACAGAACACGUGGAGGAGGAGGUGCAGGACCAACAGCUGGAGACGUCCACGGUGACGCGUACCUAUAUGAAAACCAUCACCACGUCCCUGACCACGUCGAGUAGCUCCAACCGGGAGGAGUUUGUGGUGGAGUCGCCCUCCCCCAACCAGCAGAGAUUGCGCCAGAAGGUGGCCCAGUACGAAAAGGUAUGGUCCGAUGGCUCCAGUCCUGUCAAGCGACCCGCCGAGCAGAGCUCCGAUGAGUUGCGCCAGGGCGACGACCAGGAGGACUACGAUGCCGAGAAUCCCUUCGACAUUGAUGUCCACGAGAUUGAGCGCCGGCUGCGACAGGAGAGGCAGCGGGGCUUGGCCGAGGCGGAGGCAGCCAAGCUGGCCUUCCAGCAAGUCCAGCUCCGGCACACGACUCCGCCGCGCCGCGUGGAAGUCACCAGCGAGCAGGUGGCCAGCCCGUUUAACGUUACUCUCCGCACCACGAGUCGCAUGAGUCCUGGCGCAGAGCAGGGCAACGUGGAGGAGCAACUGUCGCCGUUCAAUGUCACCCUGAGAACCACUCGCCGGACCAAGAAGAAGGACAUCAAGGAGGUGGAGCGAUUCCUCGAGGGCGAGAGAACUGUGAGAGAGGUACCCGCUGCCGACGGAGUGAGGACCAUCAUCACGUCCUCGAUGACCAGCGACGGGGGCUAUGCCGAGGAGAAGAUCUAUCGCCACGGCGAGGGCUAUGUCUCACCAAGAGAUUCGCCAUCCUGGUCCCGGUCAAGCUACUCCAGCGAGCGAUCCAGUGUUACUCCUCCGCGGAGUGUGGAUAUGACCGCCGGCGGCCGAAGGAUUCUCAUCAAUCUGGAAAAGGAAUCGGAACUGACCGAGGCAGACUACUAUCAGAGAGACGAAACCGACUCGUUUGGUCGCCAGGAGAUCCCCAUGGCAACCGGCAACAUUGACAUUACCGUGGGCGGUGGUAGCAACCCCCGCCGGCGUUUGUACCAGCAAACAACUGUCCAGGUGGGUGGCAACGCCACCGCAGAGUCGACGCCGCAAAGGCCCAGGCCCAAGGAACUGGCGCUGGGCACCACCACGAAGACCCUGCUAACAUCCACGCCGAUUGGCACGAAGGAGCAACCGCAAACGGACCCCAGAGCCAGAGCCGAGACCGGCACUCUGGUUAGUCCAGCUGCAACGUGCCAAUUGAGCGGUUCUUCGACGGAAGAGUCACGGAAAAUUGUAAGCCACAGAACGAUAACCAGCACCACGACCAGAUCCACUUCAUCCUCAUCCUCGACGUCGCGCAAACUAAUCGAAACGUCGCCGGGCGCCGGGAAUAUCUCGCAGAUACGUAUUGAAAAUAUCUCCGCGGCUGACAACGAAAACGAAACCGGCAUCGAUAACGAUUCAGAUACUGAGGGACGACCCGCUAGCAGUAUAGUGAUUGUGUCCACACCCACGCGACCCACCACCCCGGCCUCCGUAUCCGCAUCCGCUACCUCAUCCGUAUCCGCAAGCGCCUUCGUAUCCCCAUCCGCAUCAGCACCGGUAUCCGCGUCGCCCAGCACUUCGCACUCCGCAUCAGCUGCCCACGCCCUCAGCGGCGUUGGCACUUUCAGCAAGAGUCUGCGCCAGGAUUAUCAGACUCUGGCAACGCAAAGUGGCCGCAGCAACGAAUCCCCGAGUGACCAGGAAUACCAAGAAUUCCAGUCCACCAUGGCGUCUAUCAACUACGCCCGCAGCAAUUCCCAGUACGACAGCCAUAUCAAGGAGAAACGAGAGGAGCAAGAACGUGUGCAGAAGAAGACAUUCACUAAUUGGAUUAAUUCAUACCUAUCGAAGCGUGUUCCACCGCUUCGUAUCGAUGAUUUAAUCAAUGACUUGCGCGACGGAACAAAACUUAUUGCAUUGCUCGAAGUCCUGUCUGGAGAACGCCUGCCCGUGGAGAAGGGCCGCGUCCUGAGACGUCCACAUUUCCUCAGCAAUGCCAAUACGGCCCUGCAAUUUCUGGCCAGCAAACGGAUCAAGUUGGUCAAUAUUAAUCCCGCAGAUCUGGUGGAUGGGAGACCACCAGUUGUGCUGGGCUUGAUAUGGACGAUCAUCUUGUACUUCCAGCUUCGUAAAAAGAGGCGGAAAAACUUAGUAGUAGUUAUAAAUUAUACGCCACAGAUCGAGGAGAACAGCCGCAACCUAGAAUAUUUGGGUCAUGGUAUUGGCGGUUCGGUCAGUUCCCUCGACAGUGUUGGCAACCAAAAGCACGGCGACCUCAAGGCUGAGAAGUGGAAGCAGGGUGCCCGAAAGACCCUGCUCAAUUGGGUGACCAACGCUUUGCCAAAAGACAGUGGUGUGGAGGUGAAAGAUUUCGGCGCCAGCUGGAGAGAUGGCGUCGCUUUCCUCGCACUUAUCGAUGCCAUCAAGGCGAACCUGGUCAACUUGGCUGAGUUGAAGAAGACCAGCAACCGUCAGCGAUUGGAGACUGCUUUCGAUGUGGCCGAGAGCAAGCUGGGCAUUGCCAAGCUCCUAGACGCUGAGGAUGUGGACGUACCCAAGCCGGACGAGAAGAGUAUCAUGACAUAUGUGGCACAAUUCUUGCACAAGUACCCUGAACCAAAGGGUGCUUCACGCGAUCAGUCGCACGUGCAGCAGGAGCUGGACGAGCUGCGUCGCUUCCUGGUGGAGAAGACUACCGAGUACGAGCCCAUGGUCAUGAUGAGCUCGUUCCCGCGUGAUUUUGGUGAAUAUCUUCUGGCCCGUUCCGAGGUCGAUGCCCACUUGGCGGCGUACAACCGCCUGAAGCAGCUGAUCGAGAGCCAGAGUGGAUUCCUGCAGGUCUCUCGUCAGUCGUGGGAGGAAAUAAACGAACUGUGGCAGCGCCUCCAGUACCAGAUGAUGUACUGGCUUUGGCUGCUGGAUUCGGAGCUGCCCGGCGACUUCGGCACCGUUGGAAAAUGGCUGGCCGAAGCCGAGAAACUUUUGCUGGACAAUGAAAUACCCAAUGCUAUGAAUGAGGAGACGGCUGCUGUGAUUAGCCGGAAACUGGAGGAGCACAAGCUCUUCUUUGCCGAUCUGCCACGUAUCUUGGCCAUGUUCGACAAUGCCAAGCGAUCGCCCCUGGCUCAGCAGGUGCCACUGGAGCAGCUGCGCAACAUGGAGCGCCGCCUGCAGGAGGUUGGACCGAAGGCGGCGGAGCGCAGGAUCCGGUUGAAGUUCUUGGAGCACAAGUGCUGCCUGAUCGCGUUCCUCAAUCUGGUCGAGAACAAGAUGCGCGGCUGGACUGGCAAGUAUGGACACGAAGAGAAGGUGGCCCAGCAACUGGAGCAGUACCGGAACUUUGUGUCGCGCAACAAGAUCUUCCAGGAGUUCCAAAAGGCAUUCGUCGAUAUGCAACAGGUGGUCGAGGAGUACAAACGUGAGGGCAAUGUUCCACGCAAGGACAUCAACGACAUUGACCGCUUCAUGUACGACACGGAGGAGCGCUGGAAGCGCGUCUCCAUGGAACUGAAGUGCUGCCAAAACUCCCUCGAGGAGGUUGUGAACUGCUGGAGGACCUGGAAUCAGUUGGCUCCCACAUGCGAGGAGUGGCUGCUGCUGGCCGAACAGAAGCUGAAUCAGAGCGAGGACGAGCGUCUGGAAUUUUUCCAGGACAUACCCGCUUGGAAGGACAAGUUCGACGCCCUGGCUAAUUCGGCCAACUAUCUGAUUGCCUCCUGCGAGGAGCCCAUUGCCCAGCAGCUACGCCAACGGCACGGAGCCCUUGCCGAGCGCUUUGAGCGCUUGUUUGCCAAUACCAAGCAGUACAUGCAUGCCGGAGACAUUAUCCGAUCCCGCCAGGAAUACAAGUCGGGCAUCGAGCAGUUGUCGAGGUGGCUGCGAGGCGCUGAAAGUAUUUUGGAUCAGCGACAGGUGCUUGGCAACAGCGACCAGAUCAAAGAGUAUGGCCUACAGCUGCAGAAACUGGCCAGCGAGAUCGAUGACAACGAGGAACUGUUCAAGACCAUUAGCAGGAACUUCCAAUCCCUCAUCCAGGAUCUGUCUCGAGAUGAGGUCGAUAAGAUGAUGAAGCUGCUGAAGCAGGAGAAGGAGUCCCUCGUGCGCAUUCGCGCUCAGUUGCCGGCUAAGUUGCAUCUGUUCCACCAGCUGCAGAUUCAGCAGGAAUCGCUGGAAGCCGGACAGAAGGAAAUCCACCAAUGGUUGAGUGAGGCUGAGCAGCUUCUGGCAACGCACAAUCUCUCCGGAGGACGGGAUGCCAUCAAUGAGCAGCUACACAAGCACAAGACUUACUUCUCACGGACUGUCUACUACCGCUCCAUGCUGGAGAGCAAGAACAAGGUGUUCCAGAAUCUCCUCAAGGCAGUGGCCGCCGAUGACAAGAUCGACACGGCUCCAGCUUCGCAACAGAUGCAGCAGCUGAACGAUCGCUUCAACUAUGUGAUCCAGAGCGCCCAGCAAUGGGAGCAGCGGUUGGACUCCGCCGCCGGAGGAUGGAGCAACUUCAAGGAUAAUGAACGCGUCGUCAGCGAGUGGCUCACCCGGGCCGAAACAAUGCUGGUGGAGAAGCACAUCGAGUCAAAGACCACCAUCGAAACGCAGAAGUACUUCUUCGAGCAGGUCAACGACCGUUGGAUGAACGAUCUUGUUACAUCCGCCCAGCAACUGCUGACCACCUUGCCCGCCCAGGAGCAACCGGCGAUUGUCCAGAGCGUGGAGCAGCUGCAGUCUCGCUGGAAAAACGUUCUAUCCCAAGCACCUCUGCAUCUGCUGAAGUUGGAAUUCAGACUAGACGAGAAUGCUUUCUAUCAGUCCUUGAAGGACGUGGAUAAGGAGCUGCAACUGGAGCAGCAAGCCCUCAAUCGGAACGAGGAUGUAGACUCUAUACUGCAGCGCAACCAACAGUUCCUGAUGCAGCAGGACGCUGUUCCCCGCCUGGAGCGUUGCCUCCAAAACAUGCAACGUUUGGCCCAGGCCCACAGGCAGCAACAGCCCGGCGACAUCAGUCUGGACCAGGCCUACGAUAAUGCCAAGUCCCAGUGGGAGCUGCUAUCCAACAAACUGGGUGACAUGCGCCAGACUCUUCAGCAGAUCCCAGCCCAAUGGCAGGGCUAUCAUUUGAAGUUCAACGAGAUGGUCCAGUGGAUGAACGGCGUGGAUCAGAGCCUGAAGAAUAUCGUGAAUGAAGUAAACACCAUGGAAGAAUUCGAGAAGGAGAAGGUGGUCUUCCAGCUGAGGGAGCUAGUGAAAAUCUGCCAAGAUGCCGACAACAAGCGCGAGGAUAUGAAGUGGCUGGUAAAGACACUGGACUCGUUGCUCAGUUACGCCACCGAAGAUGAGGCCAAUCUGGAGCAGAAGAAGCUGGAGGACCUUAUUGCCCGCUACAAGAACCUUAUCCCUACCAUUGAAAUCACCAUGGUCAAGACGGAAGUUUUCUCCAAGUGCUACACCUACCGACGUGAAGUUCAUGAGGUUGUGUGCCUGCUGACCAAGGUCAAGGACCAGACGGCCAACAUUCCAGCGCCCGACAGCCUGGAGCGUGUGAACCGUUUGAUUGAGGAGCAGCAGUACGCCGUUAACCAACUGGAUCACCAGCGCCCCCACAUCAUGUCCAUGUUGCAGCGGGGCCGUGAUCUCAGUAAGGAUAUCCAUGCACCGGCGUUCGUCAAUGCCGAGGUCAAGAAUCUGGAGACCGGCUGGAACCAGGCGUACACCGAAACAUCCGAUAAGCUGCAGGCGCUCAAGGGCACCCAGGCUGUUUGGAGCGAUUUCGUUGACCAAAAGAACGACAUCUUCUCUAUGCUGCAAACAGCUGAGACCGAGCUGCGCGCCCUGACGCCACUGCAAACCGAUCCCAAGAACGUCAGCCAGGAUCUCAAGUCCAAGAGAGAUCUGAAUGUGCAACUGCAGCAAGCUUCACACCAACUGCUGCCCAAGUUGCACGCCCUGAAGUCUGAACUGGCUCCUCUGGCGGCCGCUGACAAGCGCCCAAUAUUGGAGAAGGAGGUCACCGAGGUGGAGAAGAUGUUCUUCAACACCAUGGAGCACGUGAAGGAUCGUGUAGGUUAUCUGGAAGAUUACAGUGCCAAGUGGAACAACUACAAAACGCGCCUCGCCGAGCUGCAAGAGUGGGCCAACAAGGUGGCCCCCAAAAACAUCGAAGCGUUGCAGUCGGAGGACCUCACCCCGGAGGAGCGCGUGGUCAAGGUGCAAGCCUUCAAGCGUAUCCUUGGCGACCGCAUGAAGCAGCUGGAUCUGUUGGCUGCCGAUGCUUCCGAAUUGGCGCCCAAGGAGGGAAACAUUGCCGAGGCCAAGCGACUGAAGGGCGAAAUCACCAAGCUGCAGGAAGUCCUCAGCGCCAUCAACCGCAACGUGGACCACCAGGCACAGGCCGUGCAGGAGGACCUCGUCAACUGGCAACAGUUCCAGGCCGGACUACAGCAAAUCAAGCCUGCCGUGGAGCAGAGCGAAGUCAAGGUAAAUAAUGUAGUUUCUAAGCCCAUUUCCCUCGAAGAAGCCGUUGCCAUGCAACAAAAUGCCCAACAAUUCGAGACACAAUGCCAGGAGCAGUUGGACAAGCUCCAUGGCAUAUCCAACAUCAGUCAUAAAAUGUUGUGUAAGACGAAUGCACCCGACGAGCUGGACGCCAUGCAUUCGCGCUGGACGGCAGUCCACGAGAAUGCCAAGCAGGCGAGUGCCAAGCUCGAGAAGUUGGUGGCCAAUUGGAAGUCGUUUGACGCCGAUGCCGCCAAGCUCGAAGAUUGGGUAGGUCAGGGAGAGCAGCUGAUGGCACGGCGUCCAGCCGCCCUCAACACCCCGCACAUCGAUAAGCUGGAGAAGGAGCUGGUCAAACUGAAGUCCUUCAACAACGAGAUUUCCCAGCAACAGGCCAAGCUCGUGACUCUUGGCCAGAAUGCCGAUCAGAUUAGUUUGCAUUUGGCUCCCGAAGGAGCAGCAGCUCUGAAGGAUCGGGUCAACCAAAUGAAGGGAAAGCUGCAGAAACUUUCAGAGGCCACUCGGGGCCACAUCAACGAGGUUUCGGACGCGAUCAUCUCUCGGCAGGACUUUAAUGCCAAGCUGGUGAACUUCUCAAACUGGAUGGAGCAGCUACGCAACCAGGUUUCCCAGGUGGAAGAAAUCAAUCCGGAGCGGGUGGAAACCAGUCUGCAUGUGAUCCAUGCCCUGUUGCAGGAGCAUGCUGACAAGAAGCCCAGUUUCAAUGCCAUCUAUGAUGAAGUGAAGCAACUCGCCCUGGGCGCCACGCCCGAGGAGUCCAAUGCCUUAAACGAUGCCUACACGGCUUUGGUAGUGAACUAUCAGAACCUGGAGACCAACAUGCUCCAGAAGAAGGGGGCCCUAGAGAAGUGGACCGAGUUGCUAGGCUGGAAGAAUGACACGGAAUCGCACUUGAAUUACCUUAAGCACCAGCUGGACAAACCAGAAGGACCAUCCGCCGAGGAGCUUGCCAAAGCCAUCGAUGAAAUCGGCCAUCUGGGUCAGGGUCUGAGCUACUGGAAGGGUCAGGCCAAGGAGAUUGAUGAGAAUCCCGCCAUCCAGCUGAGAGAUGCCUUAUCCCGUCGUCCGCUGAUUGCCACCCAGAUUGUAAACGAUGUGGAGAACAAGCUGGAGAACCUGAAGCUGCGAUCGCAAAACCAACAGCAGCAGCUCCAGCAGAUGACCGUGCGCAAGGACAAGUUCCAUGCCUUGGAACACAACUUUGGCAAGGCUCUGGAGGAGAAUCGCGCCAAGCUGGAUGAGAUUCUCAAGCAGCACCCUACGUUGAACAAUAUUGAUCAGAUUAUUGCCGACCUGGUGGCCCUGAAUGACGCCUUGAAAUAUCAGGCUGAUCUGAAGGAUCGUAUUCACGAUGAGGGCUCGCUGCUUAUGCGAGAGGACAUUGCCAGUAUGCCUGCCAUCCAAGAGAGCCUGCUGGUUCUGGACAAGAAUUACGAUUCACUUCAAAAUGAGAUUGCUGAUCGCAUACAGAAGUACAACUUAAUAAGCCAGGCUUUGAGGGAGUAUGCUGAUUCUAAGGACAAAUUCUCGAAGGAACUUAAGAAGGCGGAGGAUCUGUUCGGUGCCAUACCUCAGCAGCCACGCGAUGAAACCGAACUUCAGGUGGCUUCCGAGAAGACCAGAAAAACCAUGGAGCAGCUGCGCAAAUCAAAGAUCAAUUUGGAUGAGCUCGAACGUCGUGGCAACAAUGUUGCCAAGCUCUUUAGUGCCAUCGGAGAACCCAUUCCCCAGGAAGUGCCUCAGGAAGUGGCCGCUGCUAAGCAAAACUGGCAGGAUCUGCACGACAAGACCGCCAAAAAUGCCCAUGUUUAUGAAACGGAAGCCGUUAUUUGGUCGCAGAUCGAAGACGCCAAGAAGGAUUUGUUGCCGUGGUUGUCGGAGACCAAUCAAGGGCUUUGCGAUGCGGCUGACAAUACCAUUGAGAUCGAAUUUGGUCCAAUGCGCCUGAGCAAGUACCGAACUGAGCUGCCAUCCUACCAAGCGCUGAAGGAUACGAUUGCAGAGAAAACCAAUGAUCUGGUUAAGAUCAACAAUGGCGUUGAAAUUCCAGCGCUCACUGCUCUUAAUCAACUUCUGAACGAACAGUUCGCGGAAGUCAGUAAUAAUGCCGAUCGACUAAGUACUGUCACCACUUCGUUCAACGAUCAGGAACAAGAACUCCGAAAGCGAUCCAAGGAAGCUGGCGAGAAGGUGAAUAAACUCAGGGAACAGCUCAUCAAAUGCGACGACAUGUCCGGCGAUAACAAUAAAAUCAUGGAACGCCUGCUCCAAUGCCGUGCCCUCAGAGCCGAACUGGACAAGAGCGGCAGCGAAAUUGACAAUAUCAAGCAGAAGGUCGAUGAGCUCCGCAAUUUGUAUCCGACUUUCAGUGAGUCCAUCAUCCCCAAGGAACUGAACAACGUCCAGAAACGCUAUGAGAACGUCGAUCUGUAUGCCAAGAAGAUCGAGGGUUCGCUGCUGCAGUUCCUCAAGAAGUUCCACGCCGACAAAGUGGGCAUGCUGAAGCGCAUUAUUGCCACACAACGCGAAAAGGUGGCAUGGUGUCAGCCCGAAUCCACCAGUGACAAAUAUAACUUGGAUGUGAAAAAGUCCUCGUUGCAGGAAGUUAGCAAGAGCAUUGACGAUUGCAAGGCUCGUCAUGCCGAGACCUUGAAAUCCCUGGAGAUGCUCAAGGCCGUCGAAUCCCCACAAAAUCUGGCGGAACUUACCAGCGAUGCACAGCUCCUGAGCAACGACAUGAAGGCUCUGCAAGACAGCUUCGACAAAAUUAAGGGCAUCCUCGAUGAGAAUGUGGACUUGUGGUCCCAGUACGAGCAAUCCAACGAACAAAUAUCCAACUGGUUGCGAGAUGUCGAGGGCCGCGUUAAGGCCGAAACUAGUAGCCAAGUGAAUCUUCCUGAAGUGCCUCAGAAGCUCCAGGAGCUGGCUAUCCUCCAACAGGAUAUCCUUGCCCAUGAGCCCAUUAUUAACAAUCUUGAGGCAACUUCGCAGCAGUUGAUUGAGAAGAAUCCUGAAGCGAGAAUUGGACAGUUCGUCACCCAUCUGGUCCAGCGCUAUCAGGCAGUCUCCAAAGCUCUGGCUGGCUACAUCGACAAGAUCCGCACUGCCCAACUGUCGAACGCGAACUUUGCCAAGGCAGCCAAGGACUUCAACGAGUGGUUCGGUGAUGCCAAGAUCGAGUUCCAGGAAUUGGCCCGUAUGGGAUCUCCUGGAUCUUCAUCCGCCACAGCCCAGCAGUUGCAGACUGUGAAAAAUUACAUCAAGACUUUCGAUAACGGUCAGAUUUUACUGAACAACGCUGUGGACAUUGGAGAGGCUCUGUAUCCUGUAGUUUCUCCUGAAAAUCGUGAACGUAUCCGCGCUGAUCUUCGCCAGAUGCGCGAGAAGUUCGAUUACUUGAGGGACGAGGCCAACGCUUUUAUGCAGCAAGUGGAGGGCGUGUUGAUUCAGAAGACCUCCAUCGAGGAAAGCUACACCCAGGUCUCGCACUAUCUCAACGAAUCCAAGGCCAAGGUACCUGCUGGUGAUGAACUUUACCCAACACUGGCAACCAAGAAGGCCGCUCUUCAGAACUACAAGACGCAGCUGCAGGAAAUAAACCUCCACAAGAAUGCUCUUAAGCAGUUGCACGAUAAGGCAGUGACACUUUGUGACGACGAAUCUGAGCGAAAGACCGAUGAGUCCAUUCAAGAGUACAACAACUUGUCCAAGAAGAUUUCCGAAAGAAUCACCACUGUGGGCAAUCAUGUGGCCAAGCACGAGGCCUACGAUCAGGUCCUGGAAAAGGCACAGGACUGGCUGAAUACAAUCAAAUCCGAAGCCAUAGAUAUCCUGAACGAGACUACUUUCGAAAAGGAAGGUGCCGAGGAGAAGCUUAUUGUUGUGGAGAACCUUCUGCAGCACAAACCCGAGGGCGAUUCCAUUUUCGACACCUGCCAUAAGCUGUUGGAAACAGUUUUGACCCAAACUCAUCCAAGUGGUCAUCCAGCCCUGCUCAAGGGUUUCGAGGAGCCGCAGAAGGCAUGGGAGGACUUUAUGACUCUGUGCCAAGAUUCUCUAGUGAAACUAAAGCAGCUGUGCUCCAAAUGGGAUGAGUUCGAUUCGAUCAUCGAGGAGUUGGACAACUGGAUGAAGAAUGUAGAAUCAGUUGUAAAGAACCAGAACCUGAAGAGCACCGCCGAAGCCAAGAACGCCCAUCUGAAGCAGCUGCAAGAGAUUGCCAAGGAUAUUGAGCGUCGUGGUUCAUCAAUUAAUGAACUAAUGGACCAGGGGCGGGAAAUUGAGGGAGAAACCGACUUGAACCUGAAGCUUUCUCGUUUGAAUACCCGAUACCAGACUCUGAAGAACCUCUGCAAGGAGUCUGUUGCCAAGUAUGUGAACUAUGUGAAGGAUCACGAGAGCUUUGACCAUGACUUCGAGGCAUUCAAGCAGAACCUUCAAGCUUCAGUGAAUGAGUUGGCCAAGGCCAAUGACAUUGUCGGCGACCAGAAUGUGCUGCAGGAACAGCAAAAUAAACUGCGCGAGAUGUCCGACAAACGCAUCACGGACUCCACCCUCUUCGAGGGUCUCAUCGAUCGGGGCGAGAAGCUUUACGGGCACACCAGCCCGGAUGGUCGCGAGAUUAUCCGUCAGCAGCUACGCUCUCUAAGGACUUUGUGGGAUAAUUACACAGACGACCUUAACUCGGCCACACAGAAGAUCGACCAGUGCUUGUUGCAGUUCAACGAUUUCAGCAUUGCCCAGGAUCAGCUAACCAAAUGGCUCAAGGACGUGGAGAAGGCGAUGCAAAGCCACACUGAACCGAAGACCACGCUGCAGGAGAAGCGCGCCCAACUUCAAAAUCAUAAGUUGCUGCACCAAGAAAUCACCACUCACAAUGUGCUGGUGGACAAUGUCUGCGACAAGGCUCAGAUACUGGUGGACCAAAUCAAGGAUAACUCUUUGAAUGUCUAUCUAGCCUCGAUCAAACAAAUCUUCCAGAGCAUAGUCCAGAAGUCCGACGUUAUCCUGCACAAUUUGGAAGACUGUGCCCAGAAGCACAACGACCUGAACAACUCCUUGGCGUCGGCCAAGACUUGGAUCUCAAACGAAAAGGCCAAAUUGCUGGAAUGUGACGAUGCUUAUGGCGAAAAGGCGGACAUCAAGCGCAAAAUUGAAACCCUGGGUCAGUUGGCUCAAAACAAACCCCAAGCUCUUAAGUUGAUCGGUGAUAUUCGGGAUCAAUUUGAGAAAGUAAAGCCAACCACCUCUGAAAAGGGCAAUGAAGUUCUGGAGAAAGAAAUCGACGAGUUGGAGACGACCUUGAAGAGCCAUUUCGACGAUAUCGAGGGUAUUGAGGGCAAGCAGAAGGAUGUGCUGGCUCAGUGGGACAAGUUCGAGAAAGAUCUUGAGGAACUUACCAAGUGGUGCCGCAAUGCCGAGGCAGUUUUCCGCGAACAGCAACUCCAAUCCACGCUCCACGAAAAGGUCGAACAACUGGAUAAGUACAAAAUCCAAAGGGAUCUGAUUCUCCAGAAGGAAAAGGAAAUCGAUGCCUUCGGUGAUGCUGCCCAUUCCCUGCUUAACAACUGUGGAGCUGAUCGUUUGAAGACUUUGACCACUCAGAUCACCAAUCGGUAUCAGCUGCUGCAAGUCCUUAGCAAGGAAGUGGUCAAUCGCUGGUCCAAUCUCGUAGACGACCACCAGUUCUAUCAGGACAAGUACAACGAGGUGGACUUGUGGCUGCAGCCUAUUGAAUCGCAGCUGGAAAAAGCCCUUAAGGAUGAGCCCACCCAAAGUUCCAACAUCCUCCAGAUCCUUUUGUCUGAAAGAGAACAAGCUGAGAGCCUGUUUGCUGCUCUGAAUGCUGCGGGAGAAAAGGCUCUGCCAGAAACUUCCACCCAAGGCAGGGAAAAAAUCCGAAAGGACCUGCGUGAUAUUCGUGAUCGUUGGGACAAACUGGAUGAGGGCAUUCGCAAUCUGGAGAAACGCCAGGAGGCUCAGACCGUUCAGCUCUCAGGCUAUCAGGAUAUACUCAACCAAACGGUGAACUGGUUGGAUCAAGUUGAGAAACUAUUGCACAAUGAAAACCCUGCCAGCUGGACAAGCGCCCAAGAAAUUAGGUCGAAACUGUACAAAUACAAGGCUACGAAUCAGGACAUUAAUUCGCACAAGCGCAUCGUGGAGGCGGUCAACGAAAAGGCUGCGGCUCUCCUUGGAAGCGCGGCUCCUGCCAACGCUGACGAAAUUUCCAAGGCCGUCGCUGAUGUAAACAAGCGUUACGAGCAGGUGGGCCAGGAUUGCAGCAAAUUGGUAGCCGAUCUGGAUGGAGCAUUCGAUGUUUACCAGCAGUUCAGUGAGCUACAGAAAGCUCAGCAGGAUUACCAGAAGAAUCUCUGGGAUCGGCUUACCGGCUACUCCGAUUACUCUGGAAACAAGGCUGCCCUACAGGCACGUCUGCAGAAGAUCAACGAAAUUCAAGAAGCCCUGCCAGAUGGUGUUGCCAAGCUCACGUCUCUGGAAGAUCACAUUGAGCAGCAGGCCAAUAAUAUUCCCGCUCGAUCCAAGGAGGCCAUGGCCAGAGAUCUUGCCAACCUGCAUGCCGAUUUUGAGAAGUUUGGUGCCUCUCUGAGUGACGUGAAGAGUGGUCUCGAGAACCGUCUUCAGCAAUGGAACGACUAUGAGAUCAACUUGGACCGCCUGAUCAACUGGUUGGGUGAGGCGGAGAACGCCCUCAAGAACUACAACCUCAAAUCAUCGUUCGAAGAGAAGGAGGAACAACUGAACCGCUUCCAGUCCUUAGCCCUAAGCUUGCGCCAAAACGAAACUGAUUUCGAUCAGAUGAAGGAUGACACAUCGGAGCUGGUGCAAAGCUCAGGCGAAACUAGGAUUGCUGUUAACGUUCAACAGGUCUCCUCCAGAUUCCAGUCGAUUCAGGCCACCGCCAAGGAGAUUCUCAAGAAAUGCGAGCAGGCUGUUCAGGAUCAUGGCCACUUCAAUGACAAGUACAAGCAAUGCGCCGAUUGGCUGGCCAAUGCCCAGGCCCGCUACGAUGACUGCUGUGACUUGUCGUCGGUCGCUUCUCGAGAUGAUCUGCUGAAGAAGCAAGUGGUUAUCCAAGAACUUCUGGCACAGCAGCCCACGGCCACGCAGCUACUCAACAGCACUGUGGAGCUUGGCGAGAAAUGCUACGGAUCCACCGCGACCGAAGGACGUGAAGCCAUCCGUAGCCAGCUGGAUGAUCUGACUUUCGACCAGCUUUUCGAUAACAUUGCCAGUACUGCCAGGAAAAUUCAGGAUAAGAUUGCCAAGUGGUCUGGCUUCGAUGAGAUUGCCGACAACCUCAAGGCCUGGCUGGACGAAACCGAGAAUGCUCUCCCGGCUGAUAUUGAGCUGAAGACCACUCUCGAUGAGAAGCGAACCAAACUGCAAGCCUACCGUGACAUUCUCCUCGAUAUCAACAACCACCAGGUGGAGGUGGGCAACCUCCAAGAGAUUGCUGCCAACUUGCCGGAAAAGACAGAGCACGUGGAUAAUAUUCUCAAGGACAUUUCCGAUCGUUUUGGUAAAUUGCAAAAGCGCGCCCAGAACUACGUGGAACGCUAUGAGGGCAUUGUGAGCGCCCACCAGCAGUACUCCAAGGCUGUGAUGGAUGCCCAGGAGUAUAUCGAUGCCACCCUGAAUACUGUUCACUAUUGGGGCGACUUGGACCUGGAACAGAUCUCACUGCACACGAAUCUGGAUCGCCUAAAGAAUCUGAAGGCCAGCUUGGCCGAUGAGUUCCCACGAGUGGACCAAGUCAGAGCUUUGGGCGAGAAGGUUAUUCCUGGUACAGUGGAUGUGGGACAGGUGAAUAUCAAGUCGCAGAUCGAUACCACGCAGCAGGAAUGGGAGGGUCUGCUGGCCGCCAUCACUUCCACCAUUGAAGCCAUUGAGGCGCGUCUGCAACACUGGUCGGAGUACGAGCAAUUAAGGGAUCAGUGCCUGGCCUGGAUUCGGGACACAGACAACAACUUGCAUGCCAUCGACCUCAAGGAGGACUUACCCAAAAAGAGGGCCCAGCUGGAAGCCAUCAAGGCUUUGCAGGGCGAUGUGCGUGCCAAGGAGCUGGAGGUUGACAAUGUCACUGAAAAGGCUCAGACUUUGCUGAAGGGUCCUUCCAGCAGCCGUGCUUCAGGUCCCGAGUUGGUUACCAAAUAUCAGCAGAUCUUCCACAAGGUCAAGGAGCUAAACAAUCGCUGGCAGCAGUAUGUCACCACCCACGAAGAUUUCGACAAUUCCAUUUCCGACUGCUCUUCGUGGAUCAAUGACAUCAAGGAGAAACUGGACUACUGUUCGGACAUGUCCUCGAUGAGCCAAAAGGAGCUGGACAAAAAGCUUGCCACCAUCCAGGAUGUUAUCCUCCUCAAGGACGAAGGAUCUGCCCGCGUAUUGAAGAUAUUAGAGCAAGCUCAACAUGUCUUGGCCAACACAGCGCCCGCCGGCCACGAAGCCAUCAACAAGGAGCUUACUGAUCUGCAGGACCUCUGGUCGGGCAUCGCCUUGCGCAUCAUGGACGUUAAAUCCAACUUAGACGAUUCUAUUACCCAGUGGUCCGGAUUUCUGGACCAGGUACAGAACGUGCGGAAGUUCAAUGAAUGGCUCGAUGGUUUGCUGAAGGAAUUGGGCGAACAUCAGACCACGAUGACCGAGAAGCGUGCCCAGCUGGAUCGGGUUAAGUCCACAGAAGAGAAGGUGCGCGUUGAGAAAAUCGAUGUGGAUGCUCUAAAGAUCCAGGCCAAGGAAAUGAUCGCCAGCGGCCAGCAGAGUCAAGCCGCGUUCCAAGCCCAAAAGGUUCUGGAUACCUUCGAUGAACUGUUCGCCAAGACUCAGAAAUUGCUCUCGGAUCGCCAGGAUCAAUACAGGGAUCAUCGCUUGUUCAAGGAAGCCUACGAUGACUUGGUUGGUUGGAUUGGACGUGCCCGUGAGAAGUUCCCGGCUCUCAAGCAAAGCAGCUUGAGUGACAAGUUGGCGAUUGAAAAUGCUGUCCAGGCUACAGAGGCUCUUCUCAACAAGCAGGCCCAGGGAGAACUUCUAGUGGAGCAUCUGGUGCACACCGGUGAGGUUGUCCUGGCCAGCACUUCGACACAGGGUCAGGAGAUUAUUAGGAAUGAUAUCCGGGCUCUGCGCGACAGUUUCGAAAGUCUGUUCCGCGAAAUCAACCAACAGAAGGAGAACCUCGAGGUGACCAUGGUUCAGUGGCGUGCCUACAAGGAGGAGUACGAACGACUCAUGGAGUGGCUGCAGCAAAUCGAUAUCUUGGUGAAGAACCACAAACUGAACCUUUGCCCGAACCUGCCCGAGAAGGAGAAGCAGGUGGCCGACAUGAAAGAUGUGAUGUCGCGGCUUGAAAAGGGCAAGGACGACAUUGACAAAUUUAAUGCUUCCGCAGCCAGUCUCUUGAAAUCCCACCUAGACACAUAUGUAAACAACCAGCUUCGCCACCUGGGCUCUGUGUACCAGGUGCAGGUUAAUCUGGCCAAGGAUGUCCUCAAGAAAGUGGAAACCAACCGGGAUCAGCAUCGCGAGUACGACGCGAACAUGAAAUCUGCCAAGGACUGGAUCGCCAAUGCGAAGUCGAUCAUUCAAUCGGCCGGCGAGGGAGCGGGCUCCAAGGAAGCCCUCCAACGCCGUCUGGAGCAGAUCCAGGACCUGAUCCGUAACCGUGAACUGGGCCAGAAUCUGGUCCACACUGCUAUCAAUAACGGGGAGAAGAUUAUUCGCAACACUCGUUCCGACGGCCGCGAUGCCAUCAACAAUGAGAUGAAGGAGCUGCAGACCGAAUGGGAUCGCUUGGUGAAGAAGAUGUCCACCGCCAAGGUGCAGCUGGAGACGAAUCUCCUCCAGUGGGCCGACUACAGCUCCAGCUACUCGCAGCUGCAGCAAUGGAUUACCGAUCGGGAGGCCAAGUUGCAACAGGCUUGUGAGGCAAAGAUUGUCAAGUCCAAGCGCGGUCAACCUGGUCUCAGCAGUGGUCUGAGCGAACGCAAGGCUAAUCUACGCCAGACCAACAACAUUGUGCAGGAUAUCGUGUCCUUUGAGCCAAUGAUCCAGUCGGUCACAUCCAAGGCUUCCGAUCUGCAGCAAGGUGCUCCGGCCACGGAGAUCUCUGACAAGUAUGAGAACCUCACCAAGCAGGCCAAGGAUCUGUACGAGAAACAGAAGAACACCAUUGAAAGCUAUCAGUCUCUGAUCGAUGCGGGCAACGAGUUCGCCACCUGGCUGAGAAACGCCAAGGAGCGGUUGAGCAAGUGCUCUGAGCCUACCGGCGACAAACAGGCUCUGGCCGAGAAGACCCACCAACUGAAGAUCCUGCAGGGCGAGCUGCCUGAGGGUGCCCAGAAAUUGAAGAAUGCCCUGGAGCAGGGAGAGAUCGCCUGCCGCAGCGCCGAGCCCGAGGAUUGCGAGAUCAUCGAGCAAGAGGUUGCCCUGCUGCAAGAGGAGUUCGAUGCCUACGUGGAGGCUUUAAACAAGGCCAAGGAUUACCUGGAGGUGGGCAUUGUCAAGUGGUCUGACUACCAGGAUCAAUACACCGAAGCCUUGGAGUGGCUCAGCAAGACAGAGGCUUUGGUUCAGUCGUACAACAAGUUGCAGGAUAGUUUGACCCAGAAGAAGGUGGUGCUUGAAGAGUUCCAAGGACAUCUGCAAACCCUUUUCGAUUGGCAGAAGACUCUGGACGACCUGAAUAUGAAGGCCCAGGUUCUGCUGGAGACUUGUUCCGAUACAAGGAUCAGCAAUGCCAUUAUGCAGUUGACAACCAAAUACAAUGCCCUGCUGACCCUGGCCAAGGAAGUAAUGCGUCGCCUGGAGAUGCACUACCAGGAGCACCAGCAACACCACUCUCUGUACGAGGAGUGCCAGUCCUGGAUCGAAAAGACACGCGAGAAACUGGCAGAGUGCGAACAAAUCCCCGGAACUCUCAACGAAGUUCAAAUCAAACUGAACACCGUCAAGAAUCUGCGCCAAGGAUUCGAAACUGGACAGAACAAGCUGCGUUAUUUGCUGGAGCUCAAGGAGAAGGUGAUCAUGAAUACCGAACAGAAUGGAGCUGCCAAGAUCCAAGAGGAUACCGAAUCCCUGAAGGCGGACUUCGACAAACUGCUGGUGGACUUGAACGAUGUGCGCCAGAAGCUGGCUAAUCGUCUCGCCCAACUGGAAGAGAUCUUCAAACUGUACAAGAUCCUGGUGGAAUGGCUGGACGAUGUGGAGCCGAGUGUCAAGGCCAGUGAUGAGUUCCUGAACGAUUUGAGCGAGAAGCGCGCUGCCCUGGAGAAAUUCCGCGUAAUUCAGCGUGACAUCAACGGGCACAACGACAUUGUGGAGAAGAUCGACCAACGCCUGAAGGAGGAUAGUAGCCUGAACUUGAAUGACUUCCAGCCAGGUCUGGGCAAAUUCGAUGAGCUGCAGACCCAGGUGAACAAUAUCAUAGAGUCGCUGGAGAACCAGGUGAACAGCCACGAAAAGUACAAGCAGGCCUUCAAUGAGCUGCAGGAUUGGCUGCGCCGCACCCGCAUCGAGGUGGAACAGUGUUCCGACUGCCACGGCGAAAAGGAUCAGGUGGAGAAUCGUCUGAACCGAUUGGGCGACAUCCAGUCAUCUUCCCAGGAGGGCAAGAGCCUGCUAGAGGCGUGUGAGGAGCUGAGCCAAGCGGUGAUCGCCACCAGCGGCAAUGAGGGCCAGGAUACUGUGGCCCAGGAGAUUAAGCACCUCACUGGAGAAUGGGAGUCCUUGCAGGCUCUGGCCCGCGAUGCCCGCAGCAGCCUGGAAUCCUGCCUGGCAGCUUGGCAGACCUUCCUCCAAAAGUUCAACAAGAUUAACCUGUGGAUCGAGAAUAUGAGCAAACGCGUUGCCAAAUCCCAGGAAGGCGAGAACAAGACCCCCGAAGAUUUGGUCAAUGCCAAGAAACUCCUCGAGGAAGUGUUGGCCGAGAAGGAUAACGUGGAGGACCUGAACGAUAACUGCGAGCUGCUGAUGGAGCAGAGCGCCUGCACUCGUAUUCGGGAUCAGACCAUUGAAACCCAGGCCAACUACACUAAGCUACUGACAUCCGCCCAGGGUCUAGUGUCCAAAAUCGAAAAGAAUCUGUCGGAUCACACCGAGUUCCUCAACUACAAGAAGGAAAUGGAUGCCUGGAUAGAGAAGGCCCAGGAGGUUCUCAAUGAUUGCUCGACAGAUGGAGAUGCCGCUAUUAUUGCCCAAAAGCUGGACACCGUCAACUCCCUGGCUUCCCGUCUGCCCGAGGGUCAGCAUCUUCUGGCCCUGGUGCAGGAUGCUUACUCCAAGGCGUCAAACAUCACGCCCGAGGACAAGCAGGAGAAACUGCGCGAACUGAUGACAAAGGUGCGCGAGGACUGGGAUGCCUUGGGUCUGGCUGUCAAGGAGAAGCUGAGCGAUCUGAAGCAGGCACAGAACAGGUGGAACGACUUCGCUGCCAACAAGGAUAGGCUCGAGAAGUGGCUGAACGAGACGGAGAAGACACUAAAGGCUGCUCCGGAAACCAAGGGUGAGCUCAGCGAGAUGAAGACUCUGCUGGAGCGCUACAAGACACUGGCCAAUGAGCUGAAACAGAAGGGCAGCGAGCUGGAGCAGUUGCAGUCGGAAGCCCGAGACCUGGGAACCGAAGUGGAUGCAGUGAAUCGCUUGCAGUCCCGCUGUGACAAGCUCAAGACCGAUUGCUCGGCCCAUAUCAAGGAUCUGGAGCAGGAGAUACUCGACUACAAUGCCUACCACCAGAGCCUGCAGGACGUGGAGAAGUGGCUGUUGCAGGUCUCCUUCCAGCUGAUGGCCCACAACUCACUCUUCAUCUCGAACCGCGAGCAAACUCAGGAGCAGAUCAAGCAGCACGAGGCUCUGCUGAGCGAAAUUCAAAAGUACCAGACCAACUUGGACGACCUGAAUGCCAAGGGUCAGGCCCAGAUUAAGCGCUACGAGACCUCAACGCCGGCCAUUCGCCCCACUGUGGAGUCCCAGCUGAAGAACAUCCAGGACAGCUACAACUCCUUGCUCCAAACUUCAGUGCAGAUCAAGAACCGUCUGCUGGAGUCUCUGGCCAAGUUCCAGGAGUACGAGGACACCCUAGACAGCAUUAUGCGUAACCUGGAGGCCUAUGAGCCGAUUAUUCAAACCGAGCUGGACGCUCCGGCCACAAGCCUGGAGUUGGCUCAGAACCAGCUGAGAUGUGCCCAGGAGAUGCAAAAGAAACUUAACAACGAGAAAUCCCGUUUGGCGGCUGCCGUCCAAGCUUGUGAGGCAGCCACCGCCUCGAUCAGUCGUCCCAGCUCCCCGCUGGAAACUGCCAUGCAGGCCAUUCCCGAGAGGGAGCUUAUUGUACGCGCCAAGCUCGAAGAUCUGCUGGAUCAGAAACCGCCGCCAAAGACUCGGGGCUCAACCGAAGAUGUCGGGCGUCAGGAGGAUGAAAACGAUGCCGAGAUUCAGGUUGAGCUCGGCGAUGUGAAGGAGGCGCUUUUGGAUCCCAUCGCCCACGAGCGGGUCAGAAACUAUCGCCGGAUAGUUCGCCUGAACAGUGCUCAUGUGGGCAAGCUGAAUGAACUAGUUGCUAAGGUGCAAUCCCACUUGGGUGGCUUGACUGCAUCCGUUAGCGAACUGGAGCAACAGCAGAAGCAGCGCGCCGAGCUGCAGGAUUGGGUUAAGAAGCAGCAGAGCUCUGUCUCGGACUGGAUGAUGCGUCCUUGCAAGCUGCGCCCUGAGGCAGCCCAGCAGGAGUUGGUUUCCAUGAACGAUCUAUUGAACUCCAUUGGCGAUAAGCGAUCGCAACUAAUGCUGGAAAUGACUGGAUCAUUGGGCGAUGAGGACACUGACCUCGACGACAACAUUGACAAGCUGGAGUCGGAGCUCAUGGAUGCCAUUGCCAAGAAACAGGCUGGCCAGAAUGUCAUCGAUGGCUAUCGCCAGGGAAUGGCUGAUGUUCAAAACUGGUUCGACACCCUCAUCAAGCGCAUGGAUGUCCUGGAUCGCGGCUCUGGUCUCAACUGUGCCCAGAAAACAGCGGCCAUCAAUGAGAUCAAGAACGAGUACGAGCUGCAGGGUCACCCCAAGAUCCAGGAGCUCAAGGGCAAGGCUGCUCAGGUGGCUGAAGUAAUCAGCAAUUUGGACGGCCAGCAGGUCGAGGAGCAGAUGAAGUCCCUGGAUAGACGAUUCGCCGAUCUGGGCAAACGCAUCGACCGCAAGGCUCAGCUUCUAGAUGUGACCAACAAGGGAGUGGAGGGAGCCAAGGGCGAGAUCGAUCAGCUCCAGAAUUGGGUGAAGCAUCAGAUCGAGGAAUUGCAGUCGCCUGCUCCACUCGGUUACACGCCCAAGGAUGCCGAGGCUCGUCAGCAGAAGAUCAAGAGCCUGAUGAAGGAUGCCGAAGCGAAGCAGUCGUUGGCCGAUGUCCUGGAGAAGCGUAUCGCCAACAUGCAGCCCGAAUUGGAGCCUGCCGAAUACGCCCAGCUGGAGUCCGCACUGCGCAAUCUCAACACGGAGAAUCGCAAUUUGUCGGGAGUUCUCAAGGCUGAGCUGGAUCGGGCUCUGGAGGCCAGCAAGGCUCGCAAGUCCCUGGAGAACGACCUGGACAAGGCCAGGCAAUGGCUGAAGACCAAGAUUUCCGAGGUUCGCAAGCUGCCCGUGUAUCAUCCUUUGACCUCCACUGAGAUCGAAAAGAAGAUCCAAGAGAACAAGAAAUACGAUGACGAUGCCAAGCAGUUCAACGACAGUGUCCUGAGUGACGUCCAGCGCCAGGCAGCCAACAUAAUGAAGGACUGUGAUGACGCGGAUAAGGCUGCUCUGCAGCAGAUUCUGGAUGAGAUUGCCGCUGAUUACCAGACCCUGAAGGAUGAGAGUAACAAGCGAGGCAAGUCGCUGGAUGAUCUACUGCAAGGUCGCAAGGCCUUCGAGGACUCCAUGAAGAAUAUGGGCGACUGGUUGAAUGAGAUGGAAACUGCUACCGAGGGAGACCUGCGAACCACUAGCCUCCCAGUUCUGGAGGAGCAGUUGGCCCACUACAAGAAGCUGCUCAACGACGCCGAGGCCAAGGGUGGACUCAUCAACGACGUUUCGGAACAGGGCAAGAGCAUCCUGCCCACUUUGAGCAAUGCCGACAAGCUGAAGCUCAACGACGACAUCAAGAACAUGAAGGAUCGCUACGGCAGGAUCAAGAACACAAUCGAUGAUCGCGUCAAUGCUUUGGGAGACCACAUCAAGAAAUACAAGGAUGCCAAGAGCAGGCUGGCCGAUUGCAGCCAGUUCUUGGGCACCAUCCAGCAGAGACUCCGCGAGUUGAACCGCCCCAUCGGAUCGAGAAUCGAGGAUGUCCAGGAUCUGCUGGGCGCCUAUGAGGGUAUUCUCAAGGAGCUAAAGGACAGCAAGAGCAAAAUGGGCGACAUGCAAAUAGAUGAUUUGCCAGAGCUGCAGAGUAUCUUGGCCCAACAAGACGAUAUGAUCAAGCUGAUCGAGGAUCAGCUGGCCCAUCUCCGCCAGCUUCUGCUGCUCCGCGAGCAGUUCAUUGCCUUGAUCAACGAAAUCAUCGCCUUCAUCAUGAAGUACACGGAUGUGAUCAUUGACAUUGAGAACUCUCCGGACAGUCUCGAGGACAAGAUCAACAAGUACGACGAUGUCAUUGUCAAGAUCCAGGAGUGCGAAGGACUUCUGGCCUCGGCCAACGACAAGGGCCAGAAGAUUGCCUCCGAGGGCAAUGCUGCAGACAAGAACAGCAUAACCGAGCAGCUGCAGUCGCUAAAGAAUCAGCUGCAGAACCUCCGCAAGGCCGUGGAAUCCCAACGCCAGAAGCAUCAACUUCAGUUGGAGUCACACAAGAAGAUGGCCGCGGAGCUGAGCGAGAUCCUCGACUGGUUGCACAGCCACGAAGGAGCUGCCAAGUCGCGUCCGCUUCUGGACCGCGAUCCGGAAUCGGUGGAGCGGGAAUUGCAGAAGCACCAAGGACUCAGCCAGGACAUUGAAUCCUACCUCAAGAAAUUCAACAAAAUCAACGAAGGCGUAAAGACCGAAGUCGGUUUCCCCAGUUCCCUAUCGGAAAUGCUAUCCGAGGGCAGAUCCCUGGUGGCCUCUUUGCCCCAUGAGCUGGAGGAGCGCGAAAAGUAUCUGAAGAAUAAUCGCGAUUCCCGGCUGGAGUACAUGCAAUUGGUGGCCAAGUUCAACGACUGGGUCCAUGAAGCCGAGCUGCGACUGCAAAACAGCCAGCAUGGCAUCGACUAUGAGCACUUGGUGCAGGAUCUGGACGAGCACAAGGUGUUCUUUGGAAACGAGGCCCCAAUCCGCAACUUGGUGCACAAGCAAAUCCAGGAAGCCGCCGACAAGAUUUGGUCCUCGCUCAACAACUACGAGCAGUCGGAGUUGUCCGCCGAGUUGGCUCAGUUCCAAACGAAGUUGGCCAGCACUCUGGCCAAUGCCAAGACGCAGCAGAGCGAGCUGGAGAAGGAGGCGGAACGCUGGCGCGAGUACCAGCAGUCCAUCGACCGUGUCAAGGCUACCAUCGAGCGCACCAAGUUCAGUGAUGAGCCGGUCCAGAAUCUGGCCGGUCUGCACUUUAACAUCCAGAAACUGUCCCAUGCCAUCGGAAAUGUUCAGAGCCAGAGCAGCGACCUAGCACUAGUCAACCAGCAGGCACAGGCGCUCAUCCGUCAGGCAGACGCCCGCAACCGACAGCUGAUCGAACAGGACAACGCUGGCCUGAACCGUUCGUGGCAGGAUCUGGUGCACAGCUUGGAGCAGCGAAGGGAUAACCUGCAGCAGUUGGCCGAGCACUGGGACGGAUUCGAGAACGGCCUGCACGGCUGGGAAAAGGCUCUUGGUCGCUUGGAGGAUAAGUUCCGCAAUGUCGACCCAACUGUAAGAUCCCGACGUCAUUUGGAAGAUACAAAGAAUGCCAUUCAGGAACUGCGUGAAGAAUCAAAUCAACUUAAAUCAUCACAUAAAGAAAUCGAGGCGCUCUCUAAAUCCAUCCUCACAUUCCUUGGGGAAGUACACAAACCCUCGGCGGAGGCCAUACAGGCCAAAGUGGAUAAGUUAGUUGAACAACAAGCCAAAUUGAACGACACUCUACGCGAAAAGGAGCAACAGGUUAGUAAGGAUCUCGAGGAGAUCGAGCAAGUCUUCCGUCGCAUCUCGCAGCUGCAGGAUAAGCUUAACGCUCUGCACGAGCAACUGCAAUCGGUUCACGUCUACGACGAGCACAUCGCCCAGACCGAACAGCUCCUGAUCACCCUCAACAGCCAGGUACACCAGGCGGCCGAAGAGAGCAAGUCACUGGUGGCCCAGACCACGGCCCUCUACCAGGCCAAGCAGAACCAGCUGCCGAACGACAUUGCCCAGGAGUUUACGGCCCUCGAGCUACUGGCCGAACGAGUCCAGGUGACCAUGGAGACCAAAGAGAAGGAUUUCAAGCGCGCGAAGACCGUUCGCACCGAAUAUGUGGCCGGUGUGGACGAGAUUCAGCGCUGGCUGCUUCAGGCGGAGGUGCAGGUGCAGGAACGCAGCCUGACGCCCACGCAGAUGAAGGAGCUGUUGCAGCGCAUCAACCACGAGAUCACCGCCAUCUACGAACGCUUCACGCUGGUUAAGACCAACGGCCAGCUGAUCAUCGAGAACUGUCGCAACAGCGAGGAGAAGACGCUGGUGCAGACAACCAUCGAUCAGUUGGCCGCCUCUCUGGCCCAGGUCCGAGGCUGGCUGGACGAGAAGAAGCAGGCGGUGGGUGAUAGUCUGGACGCGUGGACGAGGUUCAUGAACCUCUACCAGAUUGUCAUGUCGUGGGCGGCGGAGAAGCGCACCUUCAUCGAUCAGACGAUUGAGCUGCGCACUCUGCCAGAGGCUCGCAACAAACUGAACGACUAUGUUACGGCUGUGAAGAGUGUGAAACCGAUUGUGAAGCAUCUGAGCGAGAUGGAUAAGGAGCUGGAGCACAUCGGCCAGGUGACGACUGUAGGCGAUCUCAAGGACAAACUGCAGGAAGCCGAGGAUGCGAAGAUUACCGUGGAAGCGGUGCUGCUGGAGAGGAACUCUCUGCUGCAAGAGGCCUGCGAAGAGUGGGAUCAAUGUGAACGCAAGAUUAAGGAUAUACGCGCCUGGCACGAAAAGACGAAGCAGAGCCUGGACUCCACGCAGCAGCAGAAGAAACCGCUGCGCGAUCAGCUCGGCUUCUGUGAGAAGACCCUGGCCGACAUUAAUGUGCAGAAAACGAAACUGAGACUGUCUAUUGAGAAACUGGAGGUUCAUUUCCGCAACGGCAUGGGCGGUGAUCCGCGCCUGAGCGAAAAUGUCGACGAUCUGGUGCGCGUGCUCGAUGGCUUGGGCGAAUUGGUCAAGGCCAAGUCGCAGAGCCUCGAGCAGACGCUAUCCCAGAUUGACGUCUACCAACAGCAGAUGCAGACCCUGCGCCAGCGCAUCAUCCAGGAGGAGCAGCAGCUGCGCCUGGUGAUGGCGCCCACUUACUUGCCGCACGAUCGCGAGCGAGCAUUAGCCGAGCAACAGGCAAUGCGAGAAUCAAUCGAUGGCAUGCAGCAAGUCUACGAUGCGACAGCGCGAAAGUCCUACACGCUGGAUCCCCAUUCAGUGGUGACCACUUCAUCGACUGUCUCGUUGCUAAUGAAGCCAUCGGCGGCAGCGGGUAUGACCUAUGCUGAAGUGUUGUCGGGACAAGCGAGUCCGGUAAGCAGCGCUAAUGAACCUGUAACGACGAAGCCCCAAUCAGAACGAACAGACCCCGCAACGACCACAACCACAACGACCCGGCAACAACACACGACCCAGAACCAGAACCAGACCACAAUUAAAACUAUUACGACCACCACAACAACAACGACCACAAAACGUACGCACGGAGAUGAAUCUUUCGAGAGUCCUUCGAAUCCGCACGAACUGAAUGGCAGCGGUAGCACCAUCGUUACCACAGCCAUUUAUGAGCGCCAACAACCAGUUACACCACCCAUCGAGACCAGCACGACCACAGUUCCUAGCACAACGACAACGAUUCCUACCAACCCCAACACUCAGUUUAUAGAAAGCGAGCAGCAGCACCACUACCACUCAAAAACGGGUAAGAAACUGCAGCCACCGCGUCCCGAACGUCGUGGCCGGUCGCCGAGACGUAGGCGGGAACCACCCCAACCACAACCACGAGCAGCGCAUCAGCCCACCAUUGAGGCGCCACUGGAGCAAGAGCCACAGCAGGAACAUCUCUUCCUGCCAGUCGCCGAUCGCACGAGAUCCCGUAGCCCCAUGUGGGUGCCAGGAUCUACUUCAUAUGCGGAGGUUCUCCGCGGAAUGGAACUCGAGCGACUGAAGGCCGAACAACUGGCUGCCCAAAACGCUCAAGGGCGCACGGAACUCACCAUUCAGGAUGUGGUGGAUGCCAGCGCUGCAGUUACGCGAAAUAUUUACGUUCCCCAACCAGAACCAGAGCAGCCCAUUGAGGAGCAACAGCAGCAGUAUAUUAGCGAAACCAUCGCCGAUGUUGCGUUUUCUUCCGCACAGCCACAACAACCAGCUCUUCCCCAACUUCCCCAGCAAGCGAAGCCCCUCGAUAACUACGAAGUGCAUAUGACAGCUGAGGAGAUAGCAGCGACCUAUUUGCAGCCAGAUCCGCAGUUGUACCAGACGAUGUACGAGAACGUGGCCGACAGCGGCCAGUGGGGCUAUGUGACAGAGGCAACAUCGCAAGCUCAACAGCAGCCUGUGCAGCAAAACUACUACGAGCAGAUUAUGCAGAUGCAGUACCCGAUACAGUAUCAGCAGGUGACAGUGCCACCAGCGACGACCCAGUACCAGCUAUUGACUGGCUACUAUCAGCCAGUAGCCCAGACCGAGGGUGCCUAUCCCACAGUUUAUUCCACUGAGCCGAAUCAGAUCUACUAUACCCAGCAGACCACAGACUACGGGCAGGAAUAUCCGCCCCAGCAUCUGGCGCAACAGCCACAGCAGCCCCCACUGCAGGACUUCCAGCAGGAAACAGUAGAGCAGACCUAUCUGCCUGAUCCCUACCAAGUGGACAACACUUUGUCCCUGAACUCGACAACAGGCAACAGCGUGCUGGAUCGCGUUGUUACCACUCUGGCCUCGAUGGUCCAACAAAGUGCGGAGCCAUUGACCACCAGCACCCAACAAAUUCAGCCAGCUGUGGUUGAAAGCGAGCCCUCAGAGCCUCAGUACUACAUCGAAGAGCAUGUCCACCUGCUGCCGGCUGUAGAGCCGCAGGAGUUUGAGCUGAAUGAGCCCAGGCCAGACAUCACCUUCGGCCAGUUCGAUGUGGAUGCUAUUGAGUCUAUACCAGCGGAAGAGCCAACUGUGUCUCAGCCUAUUGAAACCACAACUGUAACCACAACUAGCUAUGUGACGACCAUUGCCCCAGAACAGAUACAGCCAACUGUGAUACCACACCAGACUAUCGAAAUCGGUUCGGUUCCGGAUGCUCCUCAAGUACCCAAGGACCCUGAAACUGUCAUUGUGCGUCCCCAGGACCAAAGGCAAAAGAAUAUUCAAACUCGGCCCCAGGACAUCAGUACUGGCAGCACAUACGCCGAAGUCCUUUUCGGCCUCCAGCAUAGAGAUAAUCCAGUUUUCCAGCCAUCCAGUCAGCAACAGAUACCAGUGCGCCUCACGUCCUCGCCGCCCUUGCAACGGAAUCCUGAUGAGACAACUUUCACCACGACUACAACUACAACUACUACUAGAGUAGCAAACCAGCACGGUAGACGUUAUGAAAAAUCGCCAACCUGGGAACGUAAGGAUGACACUUUUGAAUCGCGGUCCUCAAGAACGAAGAGAACGCGUCAUGAGCCUCAGCCGGAACCAUUGCCGAUUAAACAGACUCACAGAAAAGACCACAAGACGGGCAAAAAGCCAGCUCCUGAAGCCAACGGAGUUAGCGCGACGGAACCCAAGCCGACUCCAGCACCUAUUCAGUUGGAGUCCCACAAACAGCCUGAGACCAAAUCUGCCAAGCCGAAGAAGCAGAAAAAGACAAUUGAACCUGAGACGGUGCCAAUUGCGGAGCCUCAACCUGAACCAGUUGUCACUAAGCCAGUGCCAUCCAAAAGGGAAAAGAAACCAUCCCCUGUUUUGGAAAAGAAGCAAACUGUGGUCGAGAAGAAUGUGAUAACUACCAAAUCGGUGGAAACAGUUGUUAACCCUGCUCCGGUUGUGGAAUCUAUUCCCGCUCCAUCCAACACCGAAAAGAAAUCCAAACAAGCCAAGACCGUUGAGACUAUCAAUGUGGAAGUUAAGGAAACUGCACCAGUUCCUCCAGCAAGAAAGGAAAAGAAACCAAAGGAACCAAAAACUAGCUCCAAAGCUGUUGAGCCUAUCAUUGAAAAGGUGCCAGUUCAAUCGGUCGAGGUUGACCUUAAAAUUGAGGCUAAACCGGAAGUGAAGCAGCAAACGGAAAUAAGCGUUGAACAGACGGAAACUAUUCCAUUGCCACCCACAAGGAAGGAAAAGAAGCGACCCAAGUCGAAGGAAGCAGUUCCAAAAGCUGUGAUCAAUUCCAAGGAUAUUUCUGUUGAGCCUGAGGCCCCAGUCAAGGUUAUUUCUGAAGAGCCUGUGGCUCCAGCCAAGGAUAUUUCUAUAAAGCCUGAGUCACCAGCAAAGGAUAUUUCUGUAACGCCUGUGGCUCCAGCCAAGGAUAUUUCUGUAGAGCCUGAGGCCCCCGCCAAGGAUGUCCCCGUUGAACCUGAGGCCCCCGCUAAGGAUAUUUCCGAAAAGCCUGUGGCUCCAAUCAAGGAUUUUUUCGUACAGCCAGAGUCCCCAGUCAAGGAUGUUUCUGUAGAGCCUGUGGCUCUAGCCAAGGAGAUUUUUGUAGAGCCUGUAACCAAGAAGGAAAGAAAACGCACUAAGAAGGAUGCCAAGCAGGAUACAGUGGAAGUUUCUUCGGAAGUACGUCACAUUACAACUGAAACGACAGACAACACUCCUCUGCCUCCUCAGGCCGUCAGCUCCAUCGAUAUUGCCGAAACCAUUAUUGAGGGAGAACCAACAGUUACUACAUCUACAAAUACCAUAUCUACGGAAAGUGGAACGACUACCAUUACAACGCGAACCAUUACCAAGCAUAUAACCAAGCGUAUCGUGAAGCGCAUUGUGGAUGGAAAGGAGGAAAUUGUGGAGGAGGAUGUUAUCGAUGAUUUGCCGGAGGAAAAUAUUUCAGUUGAGCAGUAUAACUUGCCGACUGUUACAACCACAAGCAGCGAGGUGCCUGUUGAUGUGUCAGGAUUUUCUACAGCGCAAGAUACAAUUGUACAGCAAGGAUCAAUUACCAAGACGGUUAUAACCAAAACAAAACGCAUCCUGAAGCGCAUUAACGAAGUUGGCGAGGAGAUCAUCGAAGAGGUCUUUGAGGAUGAGCCUGAAGUAGAGCGCGAUGUUACCCUGCUUCCAACCACAGUUGUAACUACCACGCUCACCAGCACAGAGACGCAGCCAAGUUCGUUGGAAAUCAUCGAGGAUGUUGCUCAAAAUGUUGUGGAAGACGUUCUUAAACAGGCCGAGGAAAUAACUCAACCGAAAAUAUCUGAUGAGACGCCAGUUCCUGCUGAACCUGAAAUAAAGAAGGAAGCCGUGGCUCCUAUAGUAGAAAAAGCGGAGCAAACGAAGCCGAAAAAGCCUUCUAGAAAGGACAAGAAAAAGCAGAAGAAAUCCGAAAGUGACGAGGUUGCUCCAAUUGUCAAACAGCAGCCACAAAUAGAAAUUACAGAGCCCCUGAACGUAACAAGUGCAAUUAAAACUGAUAGUAAGCCAACUAUUUUAUCUGAGGAAACGGCGGCCAGUGAUGAUGGUCUCAUAAAGACCACAGUCAUCCGUACUACCAAGAUCGUUAAGAAAAUAAACAGCAGCCAGCAGGAAAGUCAGGACAUGUUGUCAUCAACACAUUCAGACGUCCUGUCAUCGGUUAGUUCCCUGUCCGAGGAACCUGUCGAGCCUCCCAAGGUAGUUAAAUCGGAAACCAAUAGCCGAGAAAUCAGCGAUGAGGGUGUGGUGAAGACAACUAAAACGACCACCACCAAAACUAUCAAAUCUCCAAAGGCUGAACCAGUACUGGUCGAACCCGUUUCGGAUGUACCAAGUGUAAAGGAUGAGGUCUCCCCAGAUGCUGAAGAUAAUGUAGAAGGCGGUGUGAUAAAGACAACUAUUGUUCGCACCACUAGGAUCGUUAAGAAAAUCUCCCAGGACACUGAAAUUAGCGAGGCAAGCAGUGAAUCGGAAUGCUCCCUACCUAUUGUCGACACAAUCAUUCAAGAUGCUCCAGUAGUUGCGGAAUCGGUUACGACUGAAUCGAAUGGUGACGGCAUCACUAAGACCACUACUACGCGGACAACGAAGGCUGUGAACAAGAACGUUGUCAGCGAAAGUGUGGAAAUUGUAUUCAACCCAUCAGAUGUUCCAGAAGAAACUAGUGCGCCUGUUCUUGAGGAUAAUGUUCAGCAGAAUGUGGGCAUCGUCUCAACUGCUGUGGAAGACAAGCUUUUAUUCCAAUCGCCAAGUAGGGAUGUACCCCAGACAAACCGAAUUCAGUCAACUCUUGUAGAUUUUAUUGAAGCUGAGAAAAAUGCGUCCAUAAAGUCUGUUGAGCCCGUGAAGGAGUUGGUGGCCGAGGAAUCUGUUCAGUUGGCAACAGCCGCGGAAGCUGAGCCUUCUAGUCCUGGUGAUGUGGUUAAGACCACAAUCGUGAGAACGACCAAAAUUGUGAAGAAGAUCGCUCAAAACUCGGAACAACAGAGUCUUGAAGAGACCGAACCCCAGGAGGAAGCGAAAAUACCCGAACCUGUGCAGACAGUAGAAGAUAGAAGUGGUGGUGUAACUAAAACUACAACCGUGCGUACGACGAAAAUCGUUAAGAAGCUGAAUGAAGAUGGCGAGACAACUACAGAGGAGAGCAGUACUACCAGUGACCCGAUUAUCAUUCGUGAAGGUUCUCCAGCGAUCUCGGAAGUCCCCAGCGAAACCUCAACCGUAUCUAGUCAAAUCGAUGGCGCAAUCAUCAAAACUACGACAAUCCGCACAAUGCGCAUUACGAAGAGGAUAACGAAUGAUGGACGGAUACUUUUGACGGAAAGCGAAGCACCCAGCGACGUUGUCGUCACAUCGAGUAUUGAAAUGCCCGAUCAGAGACCCAUCAGUCCGAUAGUGACUUCGCGUGCCUCGUCUCCGGCUGUGACGCCAAGCAGUGAAUUUAGGCUUGAUAGUAGUUUGGGUGAAAACAUUCAGAUAGGAGUGAAGGAUAGUCCGACUGGGGUUAAAGUUAUUGGCAUCGAGACGAGCACAAUUGAGUUGCCGAAGCUGGGUGAAAGCACGACAAACGGGGCUGUGAACGAGACGAAUAGCAUUACCACUACUACGACUACUACCAAGAAUACGAUACUCACGACUACGCAACGACGAAGCUUCGAAACCGAAGAUGGCACAAAUGUUCUUUUCGUGGGAGAAGGCAUUGACGGUGCCUUCCCACCCGGCGCAGUGCAGAAGAUUUCCCUUAUUACUCACGAAGAAAAACUGAAGACACCUAUCGUGAAAAUGCAUCUUGAUUUUCCGGAGGUCAGUCUUCAGGUGACAGAAACUGUGACCGAGAAUGUGGAGUCCCUGAAUAGAACUGCCGAUUCUAGUGUGAAUACAGUUGUUGAAGUAGUCGAAUCGUCUAAACCAGAAAUCCCUGAUGUACAAGAACCCAUAGUAGAAGCCCCAGUAACCAAAAUUAUUGAAGAGCCAGUCCCAGUAGAUGACCCUAAGAGUAGCCAACCUAUAGCAGCCUCUGAAUUAAGCCCCGAAGAGCAACAGUUGUUCGAGGAUAUUCAGAAGAAGCUAUCCAAGAAAGACAAGAAAAAGCGUCCCGCUAUUCCCGAAGCGUUUAUUAAGCAAGAAACCGUGCAGGUUCUUACAGAGGAGAGAACAGGUAGUGCAGAUAUUGUUGUAGAUAAUGUGCUAAUUAAUGUUGUCCCGCCCUUAGCUGGCCUAGAUACGUUAGUUUCUAAUAUUUCUCAGGACGAGGCCUUGGUCUCAAGUGUCAAGACAAUCGAGAGUGGCAAAUCCGAUGUCCUUAACAAUGAAUUAUUAGGCAAAGUGACGUCAGUUUCCGAUGUAGCUUCUGUUUCAUCCGAACCAGAAGUCCAAGUCGAAAUUUCUCCAAAUAAUGUUCCGGAUCCAGAGAAACUGCGUUUCAACAUUUCGCAAGAUGCGGCAUUGAACUCUAUCGUCAAAUCUAUUGAGCACGCCAAGGCAGAUGUUCUUUAUCAUGAAACUUCCGAAGUAGAUCCGGUUUCCGAAAUUGUCCCUGUUCAAGUAGAAGACAAAGUAAAAAGUCCAUCUCAAACUCAGCCCAGUCCUGCUUUCACUAAUAACUCUAAUCAAAUUGCUCCUGCCAAUCCAAGCGCAUUAAUAGCUGUGGCUAACUCGGUAAGCACUUUAAAUACAAUAACUAACAUUCAGCCAAUUUCUUCAUUUGAAAAGAUAUUUGAAAUUCCCAAAUUUGAUUUAAUUAAGUUUAUUAAUGCUGAGGGUCAAUAUCACAUAAUUAAUUUUAAGCCAGAAGAAGUUAGUACACCAACACCAUUAGAACCAAUUGAUGUUUCGUUACCAAAGACGGUAAGCUUUGAAGACGAAAAUGAGACAGAAACAAAUAACAUCAGUCAACAAACUCUGCCUGCUAUAUACAACUGGGAAGUUCCAAAGUUCGAUGUCAUAUCCCUGAACAAGGCCGAAGCUUUGCUUAAAAUUGAAGAGUCCAAAUUGGUUCUCCCUCAAUCAAAAGAAUCUGAUAAAACGGAACCCGAACCACACCAGGAAACUUCAAUUGUCGAACAAAUAUCUGAAACGGAGCUUAUUGAAACGAAUAUAGUUGAAAAGCUCAGUGAGGUUUCUGUCAUAGAAGAACCUGAAAAGAAACCAGAAGAUUCAAAGGUGUCCGAACCAAAGCCCAUUGCGGAGGUUCCUAUUAUCGAUGAUGUCAAAACCAUCACAACCGUAACCAUCACCACAGUCUCGACCGAAGAUGUCACCAAAGUUCCGGUUCCUGAGGAAAUCAAAAAGCCAGAGGAGCCAAAGAAACCAGCCUACGCCGGUCUGCCUGUUGACGAUUCCUCCAGCUCUUGGAUGGAUGUUUUGGAUGAACCCAUGAACUUCUCGGAUGAGGAUGAGCCCGUUCCUGAGCCCCAAAAGGAGGUUACGGUUGUCGAAGAGGUAUUGGAAACAAAACCAAUUGAUCAAGUGCCUGUGAUCGAUGAAACUAAGAUCAUCACAACUGUAACCAGCACCACAGUCACCACCGAAAAGGUCAGCGAGGUUCCUGUUUCUGAGGAAAUCAAAAAGCCUGAGGAACCUGAGAAGAAACCUGAGGAGCCCAAGAAACCCGCCUACGCCGGUCUGCCCGUGGACGAUUCCUCCAGCUCUUGGAUGGAUGUUUUGGAUGAACCCAUGAACUUCUCGGAUGAAGAUGAACCCGUUCCAGAGCCACAAAAAGAGGUUACUGUUGUCGAAGAGGUAUUGGAAACAAAACCAAUUGAUCAAGUGCCUGUUAUCGACGAAACUAAGAUCAUUACAACUGUAACCACCACCACAGUCACCACCGAAAAGGUCAGCGAAGUUCCUGUUUCCGAGGAAAUUAAAAUUUCUGAGGAACCUGAGAAGAAACCAGAGGAGCCCAAGAAACCAGCCUACGCCGGUCUGCCUGUUGACGAUUCAUCCAGCUCAUGGAUGGAUGUUUUGGAUGAACCCAUGAACUUCUCGGAUGAGGAUGAGCCCGUUCCUGAGCCCCAAAAGGAGGUUACUGUUGUUGAAGAGGUAUUGGAAACAAAACCAAUUGAUCAAGUGCCUGUUAUCGAUGAAACUAAGAUCAUCACAACUGUAACCACCACCACAGUCACCACCGAAAAGAUCAGCGAUGUUCCUGUUUCCGAGGAAAUUAAAACUCCUGAGGAACCUGAGAAGAAACCUGAGGAGCCCAAGAAACCAGCCUACGCCGGUUUGCCUGUUGACGAUUCAUCCAGCUCUUGGAUGGAUGUUUUGGAUGAACCCAUGAACUUCUCGGAUGAGGAUGAGCCCGUUCCUGAGCCCCAAAAGGAGGUUACUGUUGUUGAAGAGGUAUUGGAAACAAAACCAAUUGAUCAAGUGCCUGUGAUCGAUGAAACUAAGAUCAUCACAACUGUAACCAGCACCACAGUCACUACCGAAAAGGUCAGCGAGGUUCCUGUUUCUGAGGAAAUCAAAAAGCCUGAGGAACCUGAGAAGAAACCUGAGGAGCCCAAGAAACCAGCCUACGCCGGUCUGCCCGUGGACGAUUCCUCCAGCUCUUGGAUGGAUGUGUUGGAUGAGCCCAUGAACUUCUCCGAUGAAGAUGAACACGUUCCAGAGCCGCAAAAGGAGGUUACUGUUGUCGAAGUGGUAUCCAAACCAGAACCGAUUGUUGAGGUUCCAGUUUUCGAUGAAACAAAGACCAUCACAACUGUAACCACCACCACAGUCACCACCAAAGAGUUCAUUGAGGUUCCUGUUCCUGAAGAAGUCAAAACAACAGAGAAUCAUCUAGUACAUGCUCAACUUGACAAGCCAUUGGAAGAACCUAUAGAUACAUGGUCCAGUGUUCUUGAAGAUUCUGCUCCAAGUAGCGGUAAUAUUGCCUUCACUUCUAGUUUGUCCGCUGAUGCUCCAGAGUUUACUCCUUCCUAUCUAAGGCAUUCCUACUCUGACCAGACGCAUACCUUCCUUGCCAAUGAGCGGGUAUAUAACGAGUUUAUUCCAAGAAAUAGAACAGAUGUUGCGGUAUUGCCAAAACAGAAAGCUAAGAAAGCAAAACCACCAAAACGCCAAAAUAAGAAGGCCGAAGUUCAGGAUGAGGUGAAACAUGCUCCGCAAGAGUAUGUACAAGAGCCUUUUGAUAUUGUCGAAGAUGUUGACAACGUAUGGAACAAGAACCGUGAUGGAAAAUCAUAUGCUGACGUCCUAUUGAAUUCGCGCGUUGUAGAGGAUGGUGUAACUACUGCAACUGAGAGUCCAUCAGAACCUGAACCAAAAUCUGUUGAAGUUAAACCACCUGUAAGCCAGGCCAACCCAAAACAAGAAAAACGCAAAAUUCAGGAGAAACCUAAGCCCGCAUUGACUACAGAGAGUGACAAAUCAAAGUCCAGUACAGACACCGAGCAAUCCAAAUCAACAACUGAUAGCGAUCUCUCGAAAAUUACUGACAGCUCCAAGGAACCAUCAUCUGAUGAGAGGGAAGCUUCAAGCACUUCUGAGAUGACAUGGUCAGCUCUUGUGCGUAGGCCUGGCGAAUGGUCAGAUACAACAUUGGUAAAGAAGGAAAUCUCCCAAAAAACAGUUGUAACAGAGGAAAAGCCCCAUAAAAAGGAAAAGGAAGAGCCUAAAAAGGCUGCAAAGCCCAAAAAGACAAAGAAGCCGAAGAAACCAAUUGUUGAACCGGUAUCGACCACAUCUGAAGAUGAGCUUCCUGAACCUUUGCCUGCUACAAUAUUAACGGAGCCUAAGCCGUCAGAGCCUGUUACUGAUCAAGGUAAAACCGAAGAAAAAAGCAGUGCAUUCUCUUGGGCUUCCCUUGUUAAGAGGCCCGGGGAGUGGAUUGAUAACACAGUUAGUCAUAUAAAAACAGCUGUAUCUACUUCUACUGAGACAACAGAUCCACCAAGAAAAGAAAAAACAGAAAAGGUAAAGAAACAGAAAUCCAAAAAGAAGCCAGAUGCUAAGAUACCAGCCUCUGAUCCACAGCCUGAAAUACAUACUGAGCCGAUUAAGGUUCAAGAUGUUGUCAUUGAACCCGUGGAUAAGGUUGAAGUCCGCAAGUCGGAGGAAACUACUGGCAAUGCUUUCUCUUGGGCCUCAUUGGUCAAGAAACCUGGUGAGUGGGUCGACGACAUAGCCUCCCGAAAGAAGUCUGCGGAAACGCCCAGAGAAGAACCAAAGGAUGAGUCGAAUGUCAAAAAACUCCCGAAGGUCGAAAAAUCAGCGAAGAAGGAAAAACGGGUUAAACCUAACAAGCCUAUAGCUCAGGAGGAAAAACCCGAACCUGAAAUCUUUUCACCAACAUCUGAUGAGAGUGAAGUGGUUGAACCACAACAGCGUCCGGAUGAUAAUACUCUUACUUGGGCCAAAAUUGCUAGUCAAAUUGAUCACAUGACGGACUUAGCGCCAAAGGAAAAGAAAGAGGUUAAACAACUGCAACCUGAAUCUAUUUCAAAGGUGAAGCGCCACGAAAUAAAGACGAAAGUAAAAGUCAGUCAUGCUCCUGAAGUUGAAAAAAAUCAGAAACAAUCGCAAAGUUCCUGGUCAUCUAUUCUGAGUCAUCAAACCACAGAGUUUAUUGAAGCUGAAAAGACACCACACAAGCCAUCAGCAGAAAAGCCAAAGAAGAAGGUAGCGAUUGUGGAAUUGGUUUCUGAGUCUGAAGCACAUAAACCUCAAAAGUCAUGGGCUGAAAUGAUCGACGAUGGCCCCGAUGACAUUGUUGUAGAACAAAAAUCAUGGAAAGAUUUAAUUGAAGAUGAAAUUGAAAUUCCACUUCUUCCCGAAAAUGGAGAGGAAGCCAAUAUAAACAAAAUUCUCGAAACAAUGCAGGAUAUGAAAUCAAGCAUAGAUGAUAAAUCCACCAGCAAUGACAUUCCUAAGGAACCAAAUAAAAAACAACCGAUAAUUGUUAGCGUACCUGUUGUCGAUGAAACUAAAACCAUCACGACUGUAACCACCACUACAGUCACCACCGAAAAGAUCAGCGAGGUUCCUGUUUCUGAGGAAAUCAAAAAGCCCGAGGAACCUGAGAAGAAGCCUGAGGAGCCCAAGAAACCAGCCUACGCCGGUCUGCCUGUUGACGAUUCUUCCAGCUCUUGGAUGGAUGUUUUGGAUGAACCCAUGAACUUCUCGGAUGAAGAUGAACCCAUUCCAGAGCCGCAAAAGGAGGUUACUGUUGUUGAAGUGGUAUCCGAACCAGAACCGAUUGUUGAGGUUCCAGUAAUCGAUGAAACAAAGACCAUCACAACUGUAACCACCACCACUGUCACCACCGAAAAGAUCAGCGAGGUUCCUGUUUCUGAGGAAAUCAAAAAGCCCGAGGAACCUGAGAAGAAGCCUGAGGAGCCCAAGAAACCAGCCUACGCCGGUCUGCCUGUUGACGAUUCUUCCAGCUCUUGGAUGGAUGUUUUGGAUGAACCCAUGAACUUCUCGGAUGAAGAUGAACCCAUUCCAGAGCCGCAAAAGGAGGUUACUGUUGUUGAAGUGGUAUCCGAACCAGAACCGAUUGUUGAGGUUCCAGUAAUCGAUGAAACAAAGACCAUCACAACUGUAACCACCACCACAGUCACCACCGAAAAGGUCAGCGAGGUUCCUGUUUCGGAAGAAAUUAAACAGCCCGAGGAACCUGAGAAGAAACCUGAGGAGCCCAAGAAACAAGCCUAUGCCGGUCUGCCUGUGGACGAUUCCUCCAGCUCUUGGAUGGAUGUUUUGGAUGAACCCAUGAACUUCUCGGAUGAAGAUGAACCCGUCCCAGAGCCGCAAAAAGAGGUUGCUGUUGUCGAAGAUGUAUUGGAAACAAAACCAAUUGAUCAAGUGCCUGUGAUCGAUGAAACUAAGAUCAUUACAACUGUAACCACCACCACAGUCACCACCGAAAAGGUCAGCGAGGUUCCUGUUUCGGAAGAAAUCAAAAAGCCCGAGGAACCUGAGAAGAAAUCUGAGGAGCCCAAGAAACCAGCCUACGCCGGUCUGCCUGUUGACGAUUCUUCCAGCUCUUGGAUGGAUGUUUUGGAUGAACCCAUGAACUUCUCGGAUGAAGAUGAACCCGUCCCAGAGCCGCAAAAAGAGGUUACUGUUGUUGAAGAGGUAUCCGAACCAGAACCGAUUGUUGAGGUUCCAGUUAUCGAUGAAACUAAGACCAUCACAACUGUAACCACCACCACAGUCACCACCGAAAAGGUCAGCGAGGUUCCUGUUUCGGAGGAAAUCAAAAAGCCCGAGGAACCAGAGAAGAAACCUGAGGAGCCCAAGAAACCAGCCUACGCCGGUCUGCCUGUUGACGAUUCCUCCAGCUCUUGGAUGGAUGUUUUGGAUGAACCCAUGAACUUCUCGGAUGAAGAUGAACCCAUUCCAGAGCCGCAAAAGGAGGUUACUGUUGUUGAAGUGGUAUCCGAACCAGAACCGAUUGUUGAGGUUCCAGUUAUCGAUGAAACUAAGACCAUCACAACUGUCACCACCGAAAAGGUCAGCGAGGUUCCUGUUUCGAAAGAAAUUAAAAAGCCCGAGGAACCUGAGAAGAAACCUGAGGAGCCCAAGAAACCAGCCUACGCCGGUCUGCCUGUUGACGAUUCCUCCAGCUCUUGGAUGGAUGUUUUGGAUGAACCCAUGAACUUCUCGGAUGAAGAUGAACCCGUCCCAGAGCCGCAAAAAGAGGUUACUGUUGUUGAAGAGGUAUCCGAACCAGAACCGAUUGUUGAGGUUCCAGUUAUCGAUGAAACUAAGACCAUCACAACUGUAACCACCACCACAGUCACCACCGAAAAGGUCAGUGAGGUUCCUGUUUCGGAGGAAAUCAAAAAGCCCGAGGAACCAGAGAAGAAACCUGAGGAGCCCAAGAAACCAGCCUACGCCGGUCUGCCUGUUGACGAUUCUUCCAGCUCUUGGAUGGAUGUUUUGGAUGAGCCCAUGAACUUCUCGGAUGAAGAUGAACCCGUUCCAGAGCCGCAAAAGGAGGUUACUGUUGUCGAAGUGGUAUCCGAACCAGAACCGAUUGUUGAGGUUCCAGUUAUCGAUGAAACUAAGACCAUCACAACUGUAACCACCACCACAGUCACCACCGAAAAGAUCAGCGAGGCACCUGUUUCGGAGGAAAUCAAAAAGCCCGAGGAACCAGAGAAGAAACCUGAGGAGCCCAAGAAACCAGCCUACGCCGGUCUGCCUGUUGACGAUUCUUCCAGCUCUUGGAUGGAUGUUUUGGAUGAACCCAUGAACUUCUCGGAUGAAGAUGAACCCGUCCCAGAGCCGCAAAAAGAGGUUACUGUUGUUGAAGAGGUAUCCGAACCAGAACCGAUUGUUGAGGUUCCAGUUAUCGAUGAAACUAAGACCAUCACAACUGUAACCACCACCACAGUCACCACCGAAAAGGUCAGCGAGGUUCCUGUUUCGGAGGAAAUCAAAAAGCCCGAGGAACCAGAGAAGAAACCUGAGGAGCCCAAGAAACCAGCCUACGCCGGUCUGCCUGUUGACGAUUCCUCCAGCUCUUGGAUGGAUGUUUUGGAUGAACCCAUGAACUUCUCGGAUGAAGAUGAACCCAUUCCAGAGCCGCAAAAGGAGGUUACUGUUGUUGAAGUGGUAUCCGAACCAGAACCGAUUGUUGAGGUUCCAGUUAUCGAUGAAACUAAGACCAUCACAACUGUCACCACCGAAAAGGUCAGCGAGGUUCCUGUUUCGAAAGAAAUUAAAAAGCCCGAGGAACCUGAGAAGAAACCUGAGGAGCCCAAGAAACCAGCCUACGCCGGUCUGCCUGUUGACGAUUCCUCCAGCUCUUGGAUGGAUGUUUUGGAUGAACCCAUGAACUUCUCGGAUGAAGAUGAACCCGUCCCAGAGCCGCAAAAAGAGGUUACUGUUGUUGAAGAGGUAUCCGAACCAGAACCGAUUGUUGAGGUUCCAGUUAUCGAUGAAACUAAGACCAUCACAACUGUAACCACCACCACAGUCACCACCGAAAAGGUCAGUGAGGUUCCUGUUUCGGAGGAAAUCAAAAAGCCCGAGGAACCAGAGAAGAAACCUGAGGAGCCCAAGAAACCAGCCUACGCCGGUCUGCCUGUUGACGAUUCUUCCAGCUCUUGGAUGGAUGUUUUGGAUGAGCCCAUGAACUUCUCGGAUGAAGAUGAACCCGUUCCAGAGCCGCAAAAGGAGGUUACUGUUGUCGAAGUGGUAUCCGAACCAGAACCGAUUGUUGAGGUUCCAGUUAUCGAUGAAACUAAGACCAUCACAACUGUAACCACCACCACAGUCACCACCGAAAAGAUCAGCGAGGCACCUGUUUCUGAGGAAAUCCAAAAGCCAGAGGAACCAGAGAAGAAACCUGAGGAGCCCAAGAAACCUGCCUACAGCCAGGAAAAGGUACCCAAAGCAGAAUCGGUUGUGGAGGUUCCUGUUAUUGAUGAAACUAAGUCCAUCAAAACUGUUACCACCACCAUAGUCACCGCUGAAACGGUCAACAAUUUGAUUCCCAAGGAUGUCAAAAAGCAUAGCAAAGUGAUUUCAGAAGAUGUUAAAAUUUCUACAUGUAAGGCGCCUAAUGUCUGGGAAUUACAUUCAUCGUAUGCUGAGGUUGUCAAACAUACAGAGGACUUUAUUGAUUUGGAAAAGAAAAAUGUGGAAAAACCGCAUUCUUCAAAAACUUUGUAUGUCCAAUCUAAGGAAGAAGUGGCUCCAAUUGUUGAAGAGGCUGUAAAAAAAUCGAAGAAAGCUCAGAAAAAACCGAAAGAAUCUACUCAAGAUAAUUCUUACAGUGGCUUUGCUGCGGCUCCAGUCGAAGUGGAAAGCAGUCCGGUUGGAAACUCAUGGUCAGCAAUUGUCGAACAGGACUUGUAUGAAACUCUGCCACAAACCAGUGGAACAUCAUGGUCUACAAUUGUGCGACAAGGUAUCCAGGAACCCAUUACGAAAAUAUCCAAAAUGGAUGAGCAUAAUGUUUCAGAUCCUAAAACGGUUCCUGCGACCCAAGAGGAUAAAAAGUCCAAGUCCAAAAUAGAGAAAAAAUUGCCCAUAAAGACUUCUGUGGCGUCAACAACGGCUAACUCACAAGAUUUUAUCAGCCAGGAACAAAUUUUCUCUUCUGUGGUAAACGACAAAUCACAGAAAAAACCAAAGAAAAAUGAAAAGUCCGUUAAGGAUGAUAUUGCUGAUACAGUCACAUUGAGAGAGGAUGUAACAACAGAACAAGUUGCACCUUCAUUAUCUUGGUCUUCAAUUGUAUCCAAAAAUACUGAGAUAACAACAACAACUGCUGAAGUCGUCAAAGUUUCUGAAGAAAAGAUUGUGGAAGAAAAACCCAAAAAGCAAAAAACUAAGAAGGAGAAGAAACCGAAGGCAGAACCUAUUGUAGAACCUGUGGUGCCAGAAGUAGAACCAAUUGUGGAAGCACCAAUUGUCGAAGAACCUGUGGUUGAAGUGACACUAGUCGAGGAAAUUACACCAGCUCCCGAGCCCGAAACAGCUCCACAACUAUCCUGGUCUACCAUUGUUUCCCAAACUACUGAGGUAACAACCGAGACUACCGAGACCCACGCCGUCGAAGCUCCUGAAGACAAUAUUGUGGAAGAAAAGCCCAAAAAGCAGAAGUCAAAGAAGGAGAAGAAACCGAAGGCAGAACCUAUUGUAGAACCUGUGGUGCCAGAAGUAGAACCAAUUGUGGAAGCACCAAUUGUCGAAGAACCUGUGGUUGAAGUGACACUAGUCGAGGAAAUUACACCAGCUCCCGAGCCCGAAACAGCUCCACAACUAUCCUGGUCUACCAUUGUUUCCCAAACUACUGAGGUAACAACCGAGACUACCGAGACCCACGCCGUCGAAGCUCCUGAAGACAAUAUUGUGGAAGAAAAGCCCAAAAAGCAGAAGUCAAAGAAGGAGAAGAAACCGAAGGCAGAACCUAUUGUAGAACCUGUGGUGCCAGAAGUAGAACCAAUUGUGGAAGCACCAAUUGUCGAAGAACCUGUGGUUGAAGUGACACUAGUCGAGGAAAUUACACCAGCUCCCGAGCCCGAAACAGCUCCACAACUAUCCUGGUCUACCAUUGUUUCCCAAACUACUGAGGUAACAACUGAGUCUACCGAGACCCACGCCGUCGAAGCUCCUGAAGACAAUAUUGUGGAAGAAAAGCCCAAGAAGCAAAAGUCAAAGAAGGAGAAGAAACCGAAGGCAGAACCCAUUGUAGAACCUGUGGUGCCAGAAGUAGAACCAAUUGUGGAAGCACCAAUGCUCGAAGAACCUGUGGUUGAAGUGACAACAGUCGAGGAAAUUACACCAGCUCCCGAGCCCGAAACAGCUCCACAACUAUCCUGGUCUACCAUUGUUUCCCAAACUACUGAGGUAACAACUGAGACUACCGAGACCCACGCCGUCGAAGCUCCUGAAGACAAUAUUGUGGAAGAAAAGCCCAAGAAGCAAAAGUCAAAGAAGGAGAAGAAACCGAAGGCAGAACCUAUUGUAGAACCUGUGGUGCCAGAAGUAGAACCAAUUGUGGAAGCACCAAUUGUCGAAGAACCUGUGGUUGAAGCGACACUAGUCGAGGAAAUUACACCAGCUCCCGAGCCCGAAACAGCUCCACAACUAUCCUGGUCUACCAUUGUUUCCCAAACUACUGAGGUAACAACUGAGACUACCGAGACCCACGCCGUCGAAGCUCCUGAAGACAAUAUUGUGGAAGAAAAGCCCAAGAAGCAAAAGUCAAAGAAGGAGAAGAAACCGAAGGCAGAACCUAUUGUAGAACCUGUGGUGCCAGAAGUAGAACCAAUUGUGGAAGCACCAAUUGUCGAAGAACCUGUGGUUGAAGCGACACUAGUCGAGGAAAUUACACCAGCUCCCGAGCCCGAAACAGCUCCACAACUAUCCUGGUCUACCAUUGUUUCCCAAACUACUGAGGUAACAACUACUACCGAGACCCACGCCGUCAAAUCUCCUGAAGACAAUAUUGUGGAAGAAAAGCCCAAGAAGCAAAAGUCAAAGAAGGAGAAGAAACCGAAGGCAGAACCUAUUGUAGAACCUGUGGUGCCAGAAGUAGAACCAAUUGUGGAAGCACCAAUUGUCGAAGAACCUGUGGUUGAAGCGACACUAGUCGAGGAAAUUACACCAGCUCCCGAGCCCGAAACAGCUCCACAACUAUCCUGGUCUACCAUUGUUUCCCAAACUACUGAGGUAACAACUGAGACUACCGAGACCCACGCCGUCGAAGCUCCUGAAGACAAUAUUGUGGAAGAAAAGCCCAAGAAGCAAAAGUCAAAGAAGGAGAAGAAACCGAAGGCAGAACCUAUUGUAGAACCUGUGGUGCCAGAAGUAGAACCAAUUGUGGAAGCACCAAUUGUCGAAGAACCUGUGGUUGAAGUGACACUAGUCGAGGAAAUUACACCAGCUCCCGAGCCCGAAACAGCUCCACAACUAUCCUGGUCUACCAUUGUUUCCCAAACUACUGAGGUAACAACUGAGACUACCGAGACCCACGCCGUCGAAGCUCCUGAAGACAAUAUUGUGGAAGAAAAGCCCAAGAAGCAAAAGUCAAAGAAGGAGAAGAAACCGAAGGCAGAACCUAUUGUAGAACCUGUGGUGCCAGAAGUAGAACCAAUUGUGGAAGCACCAAUUGUCGAAGAACCUGUGGUUGAAGUGACACUAGUCGAGGAAAUUACACCAGCUCCUGAGCCCGAAACUGCUCCACAACUAUCCUGGUCUACCAUUGUUUCCCAAACUACAGAGGUAACAACUACUACCGAGACCCACGCCGUCAAAGCUCCUGAAGACAAUAUUGUGGAAGAAAAGCCCAAGAAGCAAAAGUCAAAGAAGGAGAAGAAACCGAAGGCAGAACCUAUUGUAGAACCUGUGGUGCCAGAAGUAGAACCAAUUGUGGAAGCACCAAUUGUCGAAGAACCUGUGGUUGAAGCGACACUAGUCGAGGAAAUUACACCAGCUCCCGAGCCCGAAACAGCUCCACAACUAUCCUGGUCUACCAUUGUUUCCCAAACUACUGAGGUAACAACUACUACCGAGACCCACGCCGUCAAAUCUCCUGAAGACAAUAUUGUGGAAGAAAAGCCCAAGAAGCAAAAGUCAAAGAAGGAGAAGAAACCGAAGGCAGAACCCAUUGUAGAACCUUUGGUGCCAGAAGUAGAACCAAUUGUGGAAGCACCAAUUGUCGAAGAACCUGUGGUUGAAGUGACAUCAGUCGAGGAAAUUACACCAGCUCCCGAGCCCGAAACAGCUUCACAACUAUCCUGGUCUACCAUUGUUUCCCAAACUACUGAGGUAACAACUACUACCGAGACCCACGCCGUCGAAGCUCCUGAAGACAAUAUUGUGGAAGAAAAGCCCAAGAAGCAAAAGUCAAAGAAGGAGAAGAAACCGAAGGCAGAACCCAUUGUAGAACCUGUGGUGCCAAAAGUCGAACCAAUUGUGGAAGCACCAAUGCUCGAAGAACCUGUGGUUGAAGUGACACUAGUCGAGGAAAUUACACUAGCUCCCGAGCCCGAAACAGCUCCACAACUAUCCUGGUCGUCAAUUGUGUCUCAAACUACUGAGGUAACAACUACUACCGAGACCCAUGCCGUCGAAGCUCCUGAAGACAAUAUUGUGGAAGAAAAGCCCAAAAAGCAGAAGUCAAAGAAGGAGAAGAAACCGAAGGCAGAACCUAUUGUAGAACCUGUGGUGCCAGAAGUAGAACCAAUUGUGGAAGCACCAAUUGUCGAAGAACCUGUGGUUGAAGUGACACUAGUCGAGGAAAUUACACCAGCUCCCGAGCCCGAAACAGCUCCACAACUAUCCUGGUCUACCAUUGUUUCCCAAACUACUGAGGUAACAACCGAGACUACCGAGACCCACGCCGUCGAAGCUCCUGAAGACAAUAUUGUGGAAGAAAAGCCCAAGAAGCAAAAGUCAAAGAAGGAGAAGAAACCGAAGGCAGAACCUAUUGUAGAACCUGUGGUGCCAGAAGUAGAACCAAUUGUGGAAGCACCAAUUGUCGAAGAACCUGUGGUUGAAGUGACAACAGUCGAGGAAAUUACACCAGCUCCCGAGCCAGAAACUGCUCCACAACUAUCAUGGUCUACCAUUGUUUCCCAAACUACUGAGGUAACAACUACUACCGAGACCCACGCCGUCAAAUCUCCUGAAGACAAUAUUGUGGAAGAAAAGCCCAAGAAGCAAAAGUCAAAGAAGGAGAAGAAACCAAAGGCGGAACCUAUUGUGGAACCUGUGGUGCCAGAAGUAGAACCAAUUGUGGAAGCACCAAUUGUCGAAGAACCUGUGGUUGAAGUGACAUCAGUCGAGGAAAUAACACCAGCUCCCGAGCCCGAAACAGCUUCACAACUAUCCUGGUCUACCAUUGUUUCCCAAACUACUAAGGUAACAACUACUACCGAGACCCACGCCGUCAAAUCUCCUGAAGACAAUAUUGUGGAAGAAAAGCCCAAGAAGCAAAAGUCAAAGAAGGAGAAGAAACCGAAGGCAGAACCCAUUGUAGAACCUGUGGUGGCAGAAGUAGAACCAAUUGUGGAAGUACCAAUUGUCGAAGAACCUGUGGUUGAAGUGACAACAGUCGAGGAAAUUACACCAGCUCCCGAGCCAGAAACUGCUCCACAACUAUCAUGGUCUACCAUUGUUUCCCAAACUACUGAGGUAACAACUACUACCGGGACCCAUGCCGUCGAAGCUCCUGAAGACAAUAUUGUGGAAGAAAAGCCCAAGAAGCAAAAGUCAAAGAAGGAGAAGAAACCAAAGGCGGAACCUAUUGUGGAACCUGUGGUGCCAGAAGUAGAACCAAUUGUGGUAGCACCAAUUGUCGAAGAACCUGUGGUUGAAGUGACAACAGUCGAGGAAAUUACACCAGCUCCCGAGCCCGAAACUGCUCCACAACUAUCAUGGUCUACCAUUGUUUCCCAAACUACUGAGGUAACAACUACUACCGAGACCCAUGCCGUCGAAUCUCCUGAAGACAAUAUUGUGGAAGAAAAGCCCAAGAAGCAAAAGUCAAAGAAGGAGAAGAAACCGAAGGCAGAACCUAUUGUAGAACCUGUGGUGGCAGAAGUAGAACUAAUUGUGGAAGCACCAAUUGUCGAAGAACCUGUGGUUGAAGCGACACUAGUCGAGGAAAUUACACCAGCUCCCGAGCCCGAAACUGCUCCACAACUAUCCUGGUCUACCAUUGUUUCCCAAACUACUGAGGUAACAACUACUACCGAGACCCACGCCGUCAAAUCUCCUGAAGACAAUAUUGUGGAAGAAAAGCCCAAGAAGCAAAAGUCAAAGAAGGAGAAGAAACCGAAGGCAGAACCCAUUGUAGAACCUUUGGUGCCAGAAGUAGAACCAAUUGUGGAAGCACCAAUUGUCGAAGAACCUGUGGUUGAAGUUAAGUCUUCUGCUAAUGUUCCACCACCACUUGUCAUGUCUUGGUCUUCUAUUGUUUCUCAGAAUGAAACUCAGAAUGGAGUGCCAUGCCGAACUGAACUGGACACCAGUGUUAAAACAAAAUCAAAGAAGGAUAAGAAACCAACCAAUUCCGUUCCCGAAGCCCUCUCUAAAGAUAAUGUUGAUCAACCAGAAUCUUCUCUUUCUAAGCCUUUAUCAUGGUCAACACAAGUUUUCCUGACUACGGAAUCCGAUGCCGAUGUGAAUAAAAAGGCACAGAAUUCACCAAAGUCUCGUGUUAUUAACAACUUCAUUGCACAGGAACAGCAUUUCUCUAAUGUGGUUAAUGACAAAUCUAAAAAUAAUAAAUCCAAAAAGGAGAAGAAACACAAUAAGAUGGAACCAAUAAAACAGCCUGUGGCUGAGAAUGUGUCAGUUACAGAAGAAAUAAUAUUAGCUAAUAAUAAGAAACCAGUUCCUGACAUUUUGCCAACACAAACUUUAUCGUGGUCAUCGAUUGUGUCUCACAAUAUAGACCUGACGCCAACAUUCACUGAAACGCGGCUCUCUGAAAAGGAUGAAGUAAUUCCCACACCACACGACAACAGAGAGAUUGUUUCUGCACAAUUUGAUCUGCCAACAUACGUCGAUGAACCACAUAGAAAGGAUCAGCAGCCUCAAGCACAAAUCGUGGAAACCCCAGUGGAAAUAGAUAAUACCUCAGGGUCAAUCACUCCAGAGUUUAGCAUCCAGCUUCCGACCCCAGCCAAACCUUCAGUCUGGUCAUCGUCAGAAACUUAUGCCGAAGUAGUUAAAAAAUCUGGCUACAGUCACAACACAAACAUAAUAUACAAGAAUAUUGAAACCGUCAAGCCAAAACAAAUCCAAAAACCACAGGCUCCCGAAGUCCAGCAACAAGAAGUUGUGGGAGAGUUCCCUGAUCCCAUCAUUCCAUCUGUUGAAAAUACAGAAACAGAAACCUAUUUCGAGAAACCACCUCAGUUGUCUUGGAAGGAACUUAUUGAUGAGGAUGAUGUAGAUCCGACGGAGAUUUGGUUCCAAGAACCAAUACAUACACAGGACCCAACGCCACAAAGGCCCUCUCGAACUACUGAGAAACCAUCAAUACAGAUAUCCGAAGAAGUUUCCACAGAAAUAGAACACCAGCCUGAAAGCGAUCAAGGAUUUUUGGAAAUAACAUCAAAGAAAAGAAAUCGAUCUCGAUCGCGAUCACAACACUCUCCGACUUCUAACGUAGAUGAAAAACCACAAAAGAAAAAAUCGAAGAAACCAAAAGAAAAGAAACCGGAAAUCCUUGUCCAGCAACCAAUCGAACCGAUAAGUGUUGAACUUUCUCAGGAAGUUAAACAAGAACAAGAAGUUAAGGAAUCUUCAGCUCCUGUACCGUCUCCGGUCACAUCUGGGAUGUCUUGGGCAGCGAUAGCUGCGCACAAUGUACCAGAACCUGCUCAACAAAUAAGACCCCUUUUGGUAGAAACGAAAUCGGUUGUGGUUGAAGACGUUAAGAAUCCUAGAUUUGGUCAACCAGUUAGCAUACCAUUGACCUUUGAAAGUUCUGAAUCAAAGACGAAGAAACCAAAACAAAAGCCCAAGCGGAAGUCGCCUACUGAUGUGGUUGAUUUCAUAAACGCAGAAAAAUCCUCUCACCAAGCAUCUCCAACAACACAAACACAAAAAACCGAGCAGCAAGAUGUAACUGAGAAACUUUCUCCAAUAGCGCCACUAGUGGAGUCCGUGGAUACUGCAGUUGUAUCGAAGAAUGAAAUACCAGCAGCUGCGUACGAAGCGCCCCUGGCACCAUUUGAGCCCGUACCAUUUGACUCUGAACCCCUUCCUUCUCCAAAAGAGGAAUCUCCUGUUCCUUUAGUCGAUGAAACCAGUCUGAUCACUACUGUAACCACCACCACCACCACAGUAACUACUGAAAAGCUCAGUGAGAUUCCUGUCACAAAAGACAUUGCCAAGCCUGAGGAGCCGAAAAAACCAGCCUACGCAGGUCUUCCUGUAGACGAAUCAUCAGGUUCUUGGAUGGAAGUUUUGGAUGAACCAAUGAACUUUUCGGACGAAGAUGAACCAGUUUCUGAACCCCAAAAGGAGAUCACAACUGUAACCACAAGCACAGUGACCACCGAAACGCUCAGCGAGGUACCAUCUAGCACGCCCUUGGCACCGUUUAUAAAAACACCCGAUUUCAUUGAAACGACUCCUAUUUGUGUACCAGUGGAAACUGUACCAGUUUCUGAGCCCCAAAAAGAGGUUAUAAUUGUCGAAAAGGUAUCCGAACCCGAACCGAUUGUGGAGGUGCCUGUUAUCGAUGAAACUCAGACCAUCACAACUGUAACCACCACCACAGUCACCACCGAAAAGGUCAGCGAGGUUCCUGUUCCCGAGGAAAUCAAAAAGCCAGAGGAACCUGAGAGGAAACCUGAGGAGCCCAAGAAACCAGCCUACGCCGGUCUGCCUGUUGACGAUUCAUCCAGUUCUUGGAUGGAUGUGUUGGAUGAGCCAAUGAACUUCUCUGAUGACGAGGAAGAAGUUUCUGAGCCCCAAAAGGAGGUCCCAACUGUAACCACAACCCAGGUCACUACUGAAACGGUCAGCGAGGUACCAUCUAGCACGCCCUUGGCACCGUUUAAAGAUACACCGGAAUCUGUAGAAACGAUGUCUGUGCCAAUGGAAACUGUAGUGGAGCCUUCAGUGGUUACUGAAAUUGUAACAAUUAAAGAUGGAAAAACACCUCUUGCUCCGUUUGAGGAUGUACCAGCUGAUCCAAAUGAAGAAGAUUCCUUCGUUUGUGAGACAUCCUACUGGUCCGCAACAUUAAAGCCAGGACAAAAGACAACAAAUACAACUGGAAGAACAGAGUUGGAGCCUAACAAUCCAAUUACAUUUACCAUUCCUAACGAACAAAUCGUAGAGGAAGUAUCUGUGCAGUCGCCUAUUGAUCAGCCAACAACAUGGUCAGCCAUCGUACAAACUGAGGCCACUGUUUUCCCAGCAUCCGAGGAAGAGGAGAAUCCAGAGUCACCGGCUUGGUCCACUGUUAUUGUGAGCCAAACCACAGAUUUCCAAACUCCCAAGCCCAUAAGCGAUGUGGUAGAGGAUCAGAGUAAAACAACUACAACAACCUAUGUAACAACUACUGUAACUACCCACAAGGAUGCAUCCAUCGUGGAUGAUGAGCCUCCUGCAACAUCCUAUGUAUCGACUGUUGUAACCAGCCACACAAGUGAUUUGAAUUUGGAUGGUGAACCGUCGAAGGAUGCAGACAUAGCAACAACAGCAACUUCAAGCAAAAUCAUUGAGGUUUCUCAACCAGAGAGCCUUGUCGAUAAUCUUUUCCGCGAGGGAUUCCAAUUGCAUCCUCAGUAUGACCUGCUGCAAGGACAAUAUCAACAAUUGCAGGUGGUAAGCAAACAUCAAGAGCAGGAAGAGCCUGUUGCAACCAAAAUAACUGAGGAGGUGUCCUCUAUUGAAGAUUAUGUGAUAAUUGAACCCGAAGCAAUACCCCAAAUCAACUCUGAAAUUCUUGCUGUCAAUUUAUACCUUGACCAGCAAAACCUUUUGCCCAAAUCCUUCAUAGAUGUUGACCUAAUUAGUGAGUUGGUAUCAAAACCAACCGAAAAACUAUCUGAGCUUGUUGUAGAAAAAGAACCUGCAGUUGAGGUAACCAAGGUAAAGGAUAGUGUCGAAGAAGUUUCUCCUGAACCCAUUGCUAAUGAUAAGUCGCUUGAGGUAGAAUCUCCCAUUCUAGCCGAAUCCCUUCCAGCAAAAUCGAGUGAUUUGCCCUGGCAUCUCAGUCAAGACGAUUUCGUCAAGCUAAUCAAUCACUACAGGCAGGUGGCAGUCGAUGCUUAUGCAUUGCUGCCCAGGGAAUCCACUGUUGACAGGACCAAAGCUCAGGAAACUCAAGACGAAAAGCAUAAGACUGACAUUACAGAAACUGUAGUGACCACCACGACGACCACGAUUACGGAUCGCGUUGUUGAAAAGACUGAACCAGAAGCAUCGUCAUUACCAAUCAUUCCUAUCGCCGAGCCAUUAGCAGCACCAGCACCGCCCACUGGCGAUCUCGAUCAGUUGCGCUUGAAUCUGUAUCUAGACGACUGGCAGUCGCCUAAGCUAGAUGCGGAUUUGGUCAAUGAUUCGAUUGGUCUAGAGAAGCGUGCUGAUGCCCCUACUAGCGAAGCGGAACCCGACAAAGACAAGAAGCAGCCAGAUGAUGCUACUGCAACACCAGACAAGGACGACAAGGACAGCGACGACGACGAUGACGACGACGACGAUGAUGGGGAUAAGCCCACUGUGCCUGAAAUUCGAAAGCCAAACGACGACGACGAUAAACCGAACGACCGCGAUCCUGGUAGCGGUAGUAGUGGUAACGUGACCCCCACACCCGAACAUGACACUCAGUACGGUCAGAACCGUAGCUGCUCGUCAGAGUACAGGUCUGCGGAUCUGCCGGGCGGUGUGGGCCACUGGCGGGAUCAGAGUACUUAUCUGGCUUUAGAAGCCGAACAGCAGCCUCAGGUUAAACUAGGAGAUGAAUCUGUAUCUGUACUAACCGAAACUAAAACCACAAGCCCCGUACCCGAACCCGAACCCGAACCCGAAACAGCCCCUGAAACAAGCCCCAGUACUACUACUAGUACUACUACAUCCCUUAACGUUGCAAAUGCACUAAUCCAAUUGGCGAGCGCCACAACUCACACGCUGACCGCAAAGGCAAACGCAGCGGCCGCAGCAACACAGGCAGCAGCUCUGGUGGCAACCAGUGCCCUGUUGCCAGUUGCCACAGCCGUAGUCGAUAAGCUGACAACGACAACGACAACACCAGCGGUGGAUACACCAGUGGAAGCGCCAGUGGAGGCAGUCGCCGAAACACCAACAGCAACAUCGGCAACUCCCGUGCCUCUUGCAAAACCGGACGUUGCACCUGAAACAGCAACAUCAUACACCGAAACUACAACAACCACGAGCAGCAGCACGGAUGAGGCGGUGGAUGCCGUCGCAUCGCAACCCAUUGACAGUGCGGGUGUAAUAAAGCGCACCACCACGACAACCACAACCGUAACGACAACAACCACAAUAGAAACACCAUCUAGCACCACAACGACAACAACUACAACAUCAGGCAGCAGCAGCAACGAUCUGCUAGAACAACGCCAGAAGGAAUCAUUUGCGCAAGAACUCGACGAACUGCUACAAUCGCUCUCGAGCGUCGAGGAUGGCAUCGCUAACAUGAACCAGAGCAGCCUGGAGGGCAUGCUACAAGGACUGAAGCUAAUCCAAAGCAAUCUCGAAGCGCACGAAAGGGACGCCCACCAGUUGAAGGAGCAGGCAAAGAACUUGCCUACGGAUCCUGCCACCGAACGUCUUCUCAACGAGACCGUGGAUCGCAUUGACUUGCUCCUACGACGCACCCAGCAAGGCAUCACCAUGAUAGCGAAUGCUAUGCAUGGCCAGAAGAAGCGGCAGGAGGAGAUCGAUGAGUAUCAGCAGCAUCUGCUGGAGCUGGAACGCUGGAUCAUAGAGGUUUCGGCCGAGCUGGCCUCCUUUGAACCCACCUCGGAUAGCAGCACCGAUGAGCAGGUGCUUAAGUCGCAGGUGGAGCGCAGCCAGCAAUUGUUGCGAACCCUCAAGGAUCGCCAGCAGUCCAUGGAGGAUUUGGUGGAGCAGACACGACAACUACAGUCGCAUCCCGAUGUGGCGCCACUGGCCGACACCCUGAUGGAGCAACUGCAGAGCAUCAUUACCAUUCUGCGGGAACAGGUCACGGUGGCCACCAGGCGCGUCUUUACCAUUGAGAAACGUAUCGUGGACCUGCGCAAAGCCAAGACCGAGGAGGCGCAAAGACAGCGUGUGCUGGCCGACGCCCUCAUCAUGCCACCCACAGAGGUUCAGCCUGAACAACCGCACGAGUCCAUCGAAUCCAAUGAGGAGAACACCAUCGAUUCCAGUUCCAUGCCGGAGGAGGAGGUUAAGCCCACUGGAGUUUAUGUGGAGACACAAACGUCGCUGAGCCUGCAACAGCCCCCAGCUGCAGUUGUGGUAAAAACCACCACCGUGGAGGCUCAGACAAGCUUCAAGGAACCGGCAGUGGAAACGGCUGAGGUGGCUCUGCAGACCCAGAAGGAGCGGUCGCCCACCGAGAACAUCAUGGUCACACAAACCGUGCAACACGGCAAGGAAACUAUCCAAAUCGAUACAACUCGCAACCAGGAUGUACCUGACCAGCCGGAAGAUGUCCAGAUUGAGGCACGAUACCAUCAGAAGCCUCAUGGCGAUGUGGAUCGGGCCACCGAGUUGAUCCUGAAGAACGUUCCUCAGGCAUUCGAGACCACGUUCGUGGAGCCGGAUGAAACGACCACCGAAGUGGUUGUGGGACCUGACGGAACCAAGCACAUAGUUCUCAAGAAGGUGACCAGAACCCGCCAGCAGAUUGUGCAGCAGCAGCAGAUCAGCUCCAUUGAGACGAUCAGCGAUUCGGAUGGUAAUAUCGAGGUGCACUCCACCGGCCAGAUCAACCUGGAGAAUGUGCAGACCACGGACACCAAAGCUGAUCCGCAAGAGGGCAGUAUCCAGACCGUGAUUACACAGCAAACCCGAGGCGCAGUAGUGGACUCCUCCCAGCCUGAAGGCGUUGUCCUGCAAGAGUUCGAAACUGAGCCCAUUAUUGAGACAUACGAGGAGGUAAUUGCCCCAGGAAGCGCACAGCAACUGAUUCCGGCGGAUGUUCAGACCCAAGGCAGCAUUCGAGCCGUGGUGCAGCAGGUUACCCGAAAGGUGAUCCGCAAGACCCGUAAGAUCAUCAAGCGCGUGGUCAUCAUCGACGGCAAGGAGCACAUUACUGAGGAGGUGGUGGAGGAGCCCGAAGAGAUCGAAGUCACCGAAGAGGAAACUGCGCCGCACAUUAACGUCAACAUUGUGCGUACGGUGAACGGAAAGGUGGUAACCGAGGAGGAGUUCCAGCGCAUGAUGCAGGAGCCCGGCGUGGUUAUCGAAGAAGUUGCCACGGAUCUGUCCAAGCCAACCGCAGAGCCGCAGCAACAGGUAUUUGAUAUUGAGUCUACCCAAGGCACCACAAUCACCACACAAGAACAAGAACAAGUACUAGAACAGAAACAUCCAGAACAACAGACACCAACUGAAACGAUCAAAGAAGCACCCGUAGAGUUGCCAGCACCUCAAGUAGAUGUUGAACAACCCGUAGAAGUCGCCUCUACCAGUCCCGUUCCUGUUCCUGUUCCAACAGCGGUUCCUGUAACUGCAGCCAAAGAGUCCCCAACUCCAGCCACCACCUCCCCAGACAUCCUAGAUGAGCCGAAGGUGGUCGAGGACAUCCACGAAAUCUGGCCACUGGAACAUCAUCUGAAUCCCACCAACAUUGACUUCUCCCAGCACCUCGAAGACGUAGCACCUGCACAAAUUAUCACAUCCGAAGAAACUGGACCUGCAUCGAUGCCAGUGGAGGAAAUUUGGCCCACGAGUCCAGAGACCGGCAACUCCUUGACCCUACAGCAGUAUGAAUUCGAGCCACAAGCGGCUCCAGAUCAGACCGUUAAAUCGGAAAAGAGUGAGCCGGAAGAGCCUGAAGUUAGCCUAGGCAGUAUUACCAUUAGCAAGACUAUAACCACCAUCACCAGCCCCCGCGACCCGUUGAAGGAGCCUGUUAGUGUACAGGAUAUUCCAUCGGAGGCUUCCUUCAUAAAUAAGACUGAAUUGCAGAGCUUCUUGGAAGCAGAACAAAAAUUGGCAGCCACAUUAAAGGAACAAUCUUCACCGGUUUCCGAUACGGCCGUAUUGGAAGUUGAAGUUUCCGAAAGCAAGGAGCCUGUGGCGAAAGAGGAGCCUGAAAAACCGGAACCAGUUAAGGAAUCUGUACCACAAAAGGCGGUAGAAGAAAUUGUAACCGUUGAAACGACUGAACAGAAACCUGUAGACACUAUUUUGGAGAAGAAUCCCGCUCCCAGCCAGACUGACCUGCGCGUGGCCACUCAGCUCUUCAUCUCUGGUGAAGCAGCUGCUUCCACGGCGCCCCAGAAAUCCUUCCAGAUCACCGCUCCUUCUCUCGAAGACAAUGGUGACGGCGUUUUAAAGGUUGUGCUGGGCAAGGAAACCACCACGGAGGACGAUUCCACUGCCCCAACUAGCGGCAAGGUUAGCAUGACCAUUAUUGAGACUGCAGCUGCCCCAGCCGCCGACGCCAAGCGGCGUCGAAAGAAAAAGAAGAGAAGAGAUACAAAAUCUGAAGGUGAACCCGAACCAGAACAAGAAGCCAUUAAGGAGCCCGAGGCGUCGCCAGAGUCUGAGGACUCGCACCAGGAUCCUGUGCGCCAUGAAUCCGUUGUGGAGAUCAGCGCUGAAAGCGAUUUGUCCAGCAUUGAAGUGGAACCAAAGGUCAAGGUAGUAGAAGAUGCCAUCGUUUCACCGCCCUCGGAAUCGCCCAGGGCACCAAUGGUCGAGUUGGUGAUUCCCACAGAAGUUGUGGAGCUGUCAAUAGUGGAGGAUGAGGAGCAACAAACCACACCACGCGUUCCCUCGCCCACUGAAGCGCCCGAACCGGUAGAGCAGGAUAUCAAAUCCGUACAGACAUCGCCGCAACACCAGCCCACAUUGGAUGAGAUCGCUGUGCAGACGAGCAUAGAUGUCCAUCCAGAAAACCAGGAGAAUGAAUCGCAGACUUUGAUUGUGGAAAUUACGGAGACCGAGGCUCAAACCACUCCCAGGAGCGAAGAGAAGCCGGAGGCUGUUGAGGUUUCCACCACUGAAAUGCAAACCGAUGUUAGUGGCCAGCCUGCUGAUACUGUGGAGAUCUCCAGCCAGACGACUGUGACCACCACCAUUGAGAAGGAGCUGCAAACCACGCCCAAGGAAUCUCCUCGUGCCCCUGAGCCUGGCAGUAGCGAUGUGGUCGAAUAUUUGGUUCAUGAUCUGGUAAAGGACAUGACUACCGAUCUGCCAGUGGCCACUACGGAGCAAUCGACAGUGACCGAAACCACCACAACCACUGAAACGCAUGUCCAGACAACUACUCCAGAGCCAAGGGAACAAGUUGAAAGUAUUAAGCCAGAAACUACCAACGAGGAGACUUCCACGGUGGAGCUGGUGCAAGUUACAGAUGGUGAGAUGCAGACCACGCCCCGUGGAGAUCAGCAGCCCGCAUCCCUGGACGACAACUCACUGACUGCCACAUCGAUCUCCAUUUCGGAACCCUACGAACUGGAAGUGAAGACCACAGUGGCCAUUCCUGCCGAUUCUGAUACCUCUAUCGCUGAGCCCACGGUCUACGAAUACACACAGACCAUGCAGUUGCCCAAACAGGACAAGAAAAAAUCCAAGAAGGACAAAAAGAAGCAGAAGGAAGCUCAGAAGGAUACGGAGGAACCGCAGCAGCGCCCAGAGGAGCCACAAAUCAGUGUCACGGUAGAAAUCGCACCCGAGUUGCUCUCCGAAUCAGGUAUUGUGGUGUCCACCAAUCAGGAAAUUGAAGAGAUCGAAGAUGUGCCACAUGUUGCACCCGUAGUGGAGGCUCCAAUUGUGCCAGAAGACGCAGAGUCGCCAAGAGCACAGAAAGUGCAACUUCAGAUCACCAAGACCACCGUUUACGAAGAGUUCCCCAAUCUGCCAGUCCACAUCACAGAGCAGAACAAGGUCCUGAUUGCAUCCCAGCAAAGCAAACGAUCCGGAGCCGGGCCCAAUUCUUCCGCGGUGACCAUUGAAGAGGUGGCAUCACCUACCGAGGAGUUGGUGGUUCCCAUUACACCCGGACCAGAUAAUCUCGCCGACGAGCCCAGCAACGUGUGGUUCAGUGCUACGACCAGUGUGGAUAAGACGCCCAUUGAGCUCACCCAGGCCCUGAUCAUGAGUGAGAGCCUGCAGCACUAUCCAGGACAACAAAAGCAACUGAAGCAUCAGCCCAUCCUUGUAUCGACAAAGGAGGCCAUUGGGGAUCGCAUUAAGCAGCUGAAACAGGCGGCCCCGCAACAAUCCACGCCCCUGAGCAAUGUGCUCCACUUGGCCACACUGUCGGAACAGAUCAAGGAUGUGCCUACGGAGCAGCGCCUCCUGGAAGUGAACGAAGGCCUUCAAGACCUGGAUGCUGCCAUCAAAACCGGAGACAAGACCGUCAUCCAAACCACUGUAAUCACCGUCAUUGAGAAGGUGUCUACUUGGCUGGAGACGAUCGAGUAUCGUGUGUACCUCAUCCGCCAAAACUCUAACGAAGGACCCUCCGAAGAGAAGCUGGACAACUACAACCAGCUCAAUGAGGAACUCAGCGCCAUCAAGCAUAAUGUUGGCCAGUUGGAGCGGCAAUUGUCGAAUGCGGAGCCAGAACUGCUCCAGUGCGUGGACUCUCUGAAGGAACACGUGGAUGCAGUGGAACAGGUGACGCAGCAGAACCAAGUGCAGGAUAGCAAUGAUCUGGACAAGUGGCACAGCUUUGAGGUGCUCUUGUACAACGUGUCCUCUGUUCUGUCGCAGCUCCAGCAGCGGUACGAUAAUCUGACCAAUCAGGACUAUCCCCUGUCUGCCAAACUCUCUCUCCUUGAUGAGUUGGAGGAACAACACGAGGCGGCCCAGAAGGAGCUGGCUCAACUUUGCCAGAACGCCCGCGCCUUCCAGAGGGACUUCCCGGGCAAGAAGAUGCCCCAGGACGUACACAAUGCCUUCGAAACCAGCAAGAAUAUUGGCAACAAUAUCCAAGCUGAAAGGGAGCGCGUUCUGCAACUGCAAUCUCUGGCGGAGGAGUACGAACAGACCCUCAAGGAGUUCACCAACAUCACCGUACUGGCGGAUAAGCUGGUCGAGAGCCCUAUAGUUUCCAGUUCCCUGGAGCAGCUGAACAACGAAGUGCAGAAACAGCGCAAGUUCUUUGUGAACUUGAGCCAUUGCCGUGCCAUGUUGGAAUCUCUGGAGGAGAACAUCGACAGCGAGACUCGCGAGAAACACUCGGAACUGCACAAGGAGCUGUACAACAGAGCCACCAUCCUACUGGAUAAGGCAUCGGAGCGGUCGUCGAAAUUGGUUCAGGCCGCCUCCCGUUGGACGGUCCUGGAGAAGGGCAUGCGGGAUGAGCUGCAGUGGCUCCAAGUCGCCCAGCAGCGUGUGCCUGAUCUAUCGGCUGUGACCUCGGCGGACUACGACCAGUACACCACGCUCUACCAAUCCCUGAGCAACGACAUCUCCCACCACUACGUGAAGAUGACCCAGCUUUCUGGAAUUGCCAACAAAUUGCAACAGCUGGUCCAAGCCCCCAAUCUCGUCGAGGAAACCAAUGAGGCAUUGAUCGUACUCCUGAAGCUGCGCGAAGAGGUGGCUCUUUAUCUGCACCGCCUGCUGGUCUUCAAGGAGAUCUGGGUGCAGUACGAGCAGCAGACCGACAAGCUCGAGGCAUUCGUCCGCGAGGCGGAGCAGGAACUUCGGCAAAUACAGAUUCCGGCCCAGCCCACCCAGCAACCCAUCGAGCAUAUGCGUCAGUUCUGGGAGAUCAAGGCCCGCUUCGAGCUGCACAACAAUGUGCGGACCGAGGCUGGUCACAGCUUCGAGAAAUCCCUACAAGUCAUCCCACUGGCCGACGAGAUGCUCCAGCGGCAAUUCCAUGCCCAGCUGGAGGAUCGCUGGCAGGCCGUGGCCCAGGCCAUUGAGCUCAUCCAGCACAACAUUGUGGAGUCCCUGUCAUCGGAGGACGUGCCCGCAGACGAGAAACUCAAGCUGGUGGAGCGGGAACUACAGGAGAUCUACCUGACCAUGACCAGCAUGAAGGGUGUGAUCAAAAACGAGGAGGAACUCUGCCUUUACAUCGAGCGCGUCCAAGUCCUGCGCACCCGCGUCGGAUUUAUUGGCAAUGAGCUGGGCAGGAUUGGCCUGCAAGAGCCGGCAGUGGAGCCUGAAAAGGUGGGCGAGCUAUUCGCCCUCUCGCACAAGAUCAGUACCCAGAUAGCCGAAGAACUCGAGGGUGCCUCCGUGCUGCGGGAUCAACUGCAAGCCAUCCAGGAGGGCAUCAGCAACCAGCGUAAACACCAGGCCAAGAUCUCGGUCAUUCUCGAUGAGUGUGAAGCCGCCGAGAGGCAGGGAGCUGAUGUUCUCGAAAAGGCCGUCGCCGACUGCCAGAAUGUUGGCGAGGAGCUGGUGACCAGCUGGCAGGAGAUCAUGCGCAUCCGUCAGAUGCUCCACACCCUGCCCAUGCGCCUCAAGAUGUCCGUGUCGCCGGUCAAGCUGGAACGGGAUAUCUCACAGCUGCAGGACGACCACGCCUUCCUCGAGAGCAAGUGCACCAACAUAAUGGGUAUCCUGCGAAACCGACUGGCCAUCUGGCUGCGCUACGAGCGCCAACUGGAGCUGGUCCAUGGCUCCGUUCAGGAAACAGACUUCAUGAUGGAACUGAUCCGCGUCCAUGGCCAGGUCGACUACGAGCGCCUGCGUAAGGCCACCGAGCGAUUAGAGGGACUGGCCGGCGAUCUGCAGAACCGCGAACAACUGAUAGACGAGCUAAAGGGAGCUGCCAAACCCCUCAUCGAGAGCUGUGAUGUCCAGAUUGUGGAGCAGAUCGAGUCGGCGGUCCAGGAGGCGGUAGUUGCCUGGAAUGAUACCAGCGAGAACCUCCAGCAGCUCCGCACCCGCUACCAGAGAGCCGUCGAACUGUGGGACAAGUACCGCAACGCCUCCGCGGCCGUAAAGAGUUCAAUUGACCAGCAAAUGGACACCGUGAAGUCCCUGGAGCAGCCCUUGGAUACCCUGCACCAUGCCAAGGCCUGCCAAGACAACCUCAACACCCAGAAUGACCGAAUCUUGGAGCUGCGCGACAUUGUGGCCAAGAUCGCCGCCGAUGUCGGCCUGGAUGCCUCCGCCCUGAUGCAAGGCGAACUGGACGCACUGGGCCAGAGGUUGGCCGAGUGCAAGGAGGCCAUCACAACAUUGGCCAACGUGGCUGAAUCACAGGACAAGGAGCGCAAGGAGCUCGACAAGGAGGUGACGCUGGCCAAGGCGUACUUCAACAAUGUCCAGCAGGAUAUUUCCCGCGAGCCACCACAAAAUCCCAGAGAGAGCGAGGAGCAGUUGGCCGCCCUGCGUGCCCAUCUCCAGACCUUGGCCCGCACGGAGGAGCAGCUGCGUCAGCUGAAGGAGCGCCAACAAAACAACGAGGUGGCACCUUCAGUGACUGGACCCGAUGACGAUGGCAUCCUGGAGGUUUUAGCCCUGUGGCAGAAGAUCUUCCAGGACACUUUCCAGGAGUACCAUCGCCUGUCCACGCGCCUUGCCCGCAGCCAGAAUAGCUCGGAGGCGUUGCGCUUGUGGCGUCAGUACCUGCAGCAUGUGCAGUCGUUCCUGUCCUGCGCCAUACCGGAGGAUUACGGCAGCCUGCGGGAGCAGCAGCAGCUGUGUGCCAUCCACCAGAACCUGCUGAUUUCGCAGCAGAGUGUGCUGUCGGAGAUGCCACUGGAAUCGGAGGUAUCCGAGCAAUACAAGGCUCUGACCAAUCUUCACAAUGAAACUCUCUCGAGGAUCAUGCAGCGAAAUGGCGAGCUAGAGCGCCGCGUGAGUGGCUGGAAUGCUUAUCGCCAGCAGUUGGCCGCCCUUUUGGACUGGCUGCGCCAGCGGGAAGUGGAGCGGAAUGCCCUGCAGCUGAGGUACAUUCACCUGAAGCGAGUGCCCCACCUGAAGAACCGCCUUGACGCCAUGCUCCAGCAACUGGACCAAGGCGAACAGCAAAGCAAGGCUCUGCAGGAGCAGCAACAGGAGCUAUCCCGCCACUGCGACGAUGCCCUGGCCACUGCCAUGCGCAUGGAGCAGGCCAGUAUUGGUCAGCGAAUCGGAAACCUUCGUGCCGCACUGAAGACCUGGCAAGGAUUCCUGCAGCGCAUCACCCAGCUAUCGGAAAGCUAUGAGCAGCGUGUGCAGCAGUUGCAGAUGGAAUUCGGAGCAGCUCAACAGCUUCUGGAGGCCAAUAGCAGCGAAUCCCUGCCCACUCAGCCGGCGGCCAUUGAACAACUGCUGGGAGCCCUGCGAUCCCAGCGCGUCCAGUUGGGUGCCCAAGUGCCCGCCCUUGAAGGACUCACGGUCACCCAGGAGGAGCUCAAGGAGUGCAUCAGCCCGCACGAUAUGAAGACCAUUCGCCAGCGCAACUGGCUGCUCUGGCAGCAGCACGCUGAUCUGGACUACCAACUAGCCAACCUGAUCAACUCAAUCGAGGAGCGGCUGUCCCUGCUGUCCAACUACCAAAUCAGAUACGAGCGCAUCUCCCACUGGCUGCUACGUUUGGAGCAGCGGGUGGAAAAGGAUGCGGAUGUGACGGCCAUGGCGAACCCCGAACAGGCGGCCAAGCAGCUGGAGCAGCAAAUUAACUCUGAGCUGCAACUGCGAGACAAGGAGCGUGAGUGGAUUCUGUCCACCGGACGGGAACUACUUACCCUCUACGCGGAGCCGGAAGUUCGUUCCCAAGUGCAACAGCAGAGCGAUAACCUCAUCGACCGUUGGCAGCGACUGAAGUACCUGUGCAAACAGAGGGCCACCAAGAUCGGGGAGCUGAAGAUGACUCUGCUCCGACUGGAGGAGAGGAUAGCCCUGAUUCGCGCCUGGCUCUUCGAGGUGGAGUCCCAGCUAGACAAGCCCCUGAGCUUCGAGAGCUACACCCCCAAUGUGAUAGAAGCUAAACUGAAGGAGCACGAGCAGAUCCAGCGAUCCAUUGAACACCACAGCAGUAAUGUGGGCGAGGUGCUGAACCUCGUUGAGAUGAUGCUGAACGAUGCUGACAGCUGGCGUACGCAGGUGAACACCUCCGGGCUGGCUAUCUCCACCCAGAAUCUCGAGCAGCGCUGGAAAAAUGUGUGCAACCAGUCGGCGGAGCGCAAGCAGCGCAUCCUGACCAUCUGGAAUCUGCUGCAGCAGCUGAUCAAGCUAACAGCCGAGCACAAGAACUGGCUGGGCAAGCAGGAGGGUCAACUGACUGGCUACGAAAGGGACCAAAAAUCCCACAGCAAGAACAAGCUGGAGGAGCGCCAAAAGGAGCUCAAGGCCAAGCUGGAGGAACUGGAAAGCCAGUCUGUGAACCUCCGCCAGCUGGAGCAGAUUUAUGCCAAACUGACGAUGAGUGCCGGCGUGGAGCCGGAGAACAUCCAGAAGCUGACACUUCCCACAAAGGUAAUGGUGAGCAUGUGGCGCCAGUUGAUACCUCGCUGCCAAGCCCUUCUGGAUGCCAUCGACAAGGAUGCGAAAAUAUUGCGAGAAUUCAACAACGCCCAACUGGAGGCCACCAACUCCUUGAAUGCCAUUCAAAAGGCCCUCGAGCAGCUGCCCAGCCUGGAGGAUCAGCAGAGCUCCAAGGCUGACCCAAAAGUGGUCAUCCAGCGAUUGGAGAGCCUGGAGAAGAAGCUGCAGGAUGCCCAACAGCAUGUCCAGCAGGCUGACAACCUGGCCCAGGAGGCCAAGGCCAGGACCAAGCAGCAACCGCAACUGAAGCAACUCCUAGAACUAAUCACCGCCUACACCACUCUCUGGCAGACUGUUCAGACGAGGAUCGUUACCCUCAAGACCAGUUGGCUGACUCGGGCGGCUCAGGCAGCCGCCGCAGCUGCUGUUCCCGUGGCAGAAGCCGCAAACGCCGCCAUCCAAGUGAACACCCUGUCUCAAAGGAAACUGCGACAGACACAACAAAUGCAACGCGAAACCUCCAUCACCGCCAAGGAUGCCUACAUCAUGGAACUCCAGACGGCCAUCACCGAGUGCCAGGCCAAUCUCGAUGAGCUGCAGCGCACGGUGGCGGACAAGACCCGCAAGCCAGGCCCCCAGAAGAUCGCCAAGUUACUGGGCAACGCCCAGUCCUCCACCGAGUUGGUGAAGCAUCUGAGCCAGCUGCUGCUUACCGAGUGCCAGGCCGAUAACCAGGCGGCCCAGGUGGACACCGUUGCAGAGCUCACGUUGCGCUUUGACACACUGCAGUCGCAGUGGAAGGCGCGACAGCAGCACGAUCAGAAUGCAAGGUGCCACCUACCUGCUUCCUACAAGUACAACUGCAUACACGAGGUCGGCCGGCUAACGUGUCCGCUCUGCACGCAGCGUAAUUGGCAGCAGAUCGACAACGAUCUGUGGCGCCUCGAGCAGUGGCUUCAGUUCGCCGAGAGCACCCAGAAAGCCCAAACGUCUCCCCCCUCGAACAUCGAGCUUCUCGAGGAUGUCACCCAGGACCAUCGCGAGUUCCUGCUGGAUCUCGAGAGUCACAAGUCGAUCAUCUCAUCCCUGAAUGUGGUCGGUGACCAUCUGGCCACCCAUACCCUGGACACCGAGAAGGCGCGACAGCUGCGUUCACGGCUGGAGGCUGACAACGAGCGCUGGAACAAUGUGUGCAUCAAUGCCACCAAGUGGCAAGGACUGCUGCAGACCGCUCUGAUGGGCAACAGUGAGUUCCACCAGACCAUUGAUGAGCUGGUGGACUGGCUGCAGCGAACCGAGCAAAACAUCAAGGCUUCGGAGCCCGUUGACCUCACCGAGGAGCGUUCUGUCCUGGAGGCCAAGUUCAAGAAGUUCAAGGACCUGCGUGCCGAACUCGAAAGAUGCGAACCCCGUGUAGUGAGCCUGCAAGAUGCGGCUGAUCAGCUGCUGCGCGCUGUUGAAGGCUCCGAGGAGCAGUCGCAACACACCUACGAGAGAACCCUUUCCAGGUUGACCGAUCUCCGGCUGCGUCUCCAAUCCCUGCGCCGACUGUCUGGAAUCUAUAUCGUCAAACUGGGCGCCGUCCUCGGAUACGAGGGCGAUAACCUUGGCGUCCCCCUGCACCUGUUGUCUAGCGAGCUUUUGGAUAAUACUACAUUAUCAACCUCUUCUAUGCAGGCCGCCGCACCAAACACAGAAAAUGCAAACAACACCGAUGGCGAUGCUGUCGAUGGCGAUGUCAUCAAUACCACGGUUCUGGCGCGCGGUGCUCGCUUCCUAGGCCGCGUUGCCCGUGCCUCCCUGCCCAUUCAGGCUCUCAUGCUGCUGCUUUUAGGUGUGGCCACUCUGGUGCCCCACGGUGAGGACUACACCUGCAUGUUCUCGAACACCUUCGCCCGCAGUCUGGAGCCGAUGUUGUCGUACCCCCACGGACCUCCGCCGACCUAAGUUACCCAAAAAAAAACAAAAAGUAUUCAUAAAAUAUAAUGCCCGAACAAAACCCAUAAGCUGUCGUCGAGUUGCCAUUGGAUUAGUGCAAUGAAUAGAUCAAGAUCAAAGUCAAGAAACCUAACAAGAACGCCUAACUAUAGCGUAGUGUGAGAAGAAAUCCCUUAAUUUCAAAUGCCUUUUUGUAUGCUAAAUUCCUGUAAAAAUCCUCGCACCCAAGUGCGUUUGAAAAAAAAUUUAUAAAUGAAUUGAAAUCGUUGUAAAUUGUAGUUGUAUGUAAUUUUAUAGAGAUUUGAUAGCUAGAGGCAUUGAUGCAACAUGAAAAUCCAAACAAUUUGUAUAUAACCUACUGACAAGACUCGACGAGCCGAACAUGAAACACUCAAACAAAAAUAUAUGAAAAUCAAUAACCUUGUAUGAAAAACUAACGACAAGUAACGAAACCCUUUUGUAAAACGAUAUAUACAUUAUACAUAUAUAUUUGCACAGCAAACAAUUUAUAUAAUCAUAUAUACCCACGUAUAUGAUCCUAAGAAAAAGAAAAAAAAAACAAAAAACAUAUAAAAACCCAACAUUUUGUAUAUAAAGAAAAAAUUAAGCUAAUACGAAAUCAAAGUACGCACACGAAAAUAAAACUCAUAACCGCACGUUACCCUUCGAAAAGAGAACUUGCAGCAGGGGAGUGUGUUCGGGGUCCUGCAAAUUUCGUGGAACAUUUUUGCAGGGCCAGAACACAAAUCCCUGCUGCCAUCAAAUGGCUAUGGACGCGAAUAAAUAGCAACACAAAUCAUGACCCACAUAGACCAAAUGCCUGAAGAUCUAUUGGCUAAUCGAUGACACUUACUGGCUGCUCGCCUUUCUCCCAAUUUCAAGGCGUUGUAGAUCGUAAAAGCCAUUGAUUAACUUUUAGACUCAGGCCCUUAGUGCUACCACUGCCAAAGGAUAGAUCUUCCCCUGGCCAAGCUCUCUCCCACGGCCAGGUGGUAUAAAAGUAACACGUCAAGUGCACCCGCCACAGGUCACUAUGAAACAUUUCGAUCCUAAAACACCAACCCGGCAGCGGUGGCUAGACAUUUCAAGCAUUCCUGAAACUCAUUUCCAAAUUACCCAUAGACAUUGAGCCGUCCUAGCCAUUGAUGUCUAAUCCUCUCCAGAAGCGGCAAGCGUGCGUGCCACGAGCAUUGAACAAAACGAAGCAAGUGUCCUAUGCCGGUGCUAAACCAACCAACAAAUUUUCUAUAUAAAGAAAAAAUGUAAAAUGCGUAUACAAAAAAGAAAUUAAUAUUAUAAAUUAAAAAGAAAAACUCUUGAAAAAAAUCGUAAAAAUGCAAUCUGCAAAUAGAAAAGUGGCUAAAGUCCAUCCAGUAAAGAAACCCAUUUUGUUGUUAAUAUUUUUUGAUAAUCCUAAUUAUAUUUGCCUUAUACUUAUCCAACUUGUUUAUUAAUACUAUUUUUUAUUAUUUAACGCUUGAGCAAUUAUUGAGAAAAUGCAUACAUUUAUUUAUUAGACCUAUACGAUUUAUUACCUAUCUAAUUAAGUUUGAUUUAAAUGUUAAAUUUGUGUAAUUUGCUGCUUCUAUCUGGUUAUAAAAAAUGAAACGUUAUCAAGUUUAUAUAAUUUAUGUAGCAUUUUAAGAUUUCCUUUCUUGUGAACAACUGUACCUUUAUAUGCAUUAUGAUUAUUAAAGAACAAUUUAAAAAUAUUAAA